AUGCCUUUUUUCCAACCGCAGCGGCAGCAGAAACGGAGACGCAAAAUCGGGGCCUACUACACCCCAACGAGCCUGGGCCUCGAGGACCUGUUGCGUGGAUACCCGGCCGAGCACACAGACACCUCCUGCACCCCGGACCCAUCCACAGCUCUGACUCAUAUGCCGGCAAUGGGACGCAGAUCACAAAGGCCACAAGGUACGGCUGGGGGCAGGGAUAUUGGGACUAUGCUCCAAAAGCCUACCCAGCCCAAACCCAAAACAGCGGCAGAAACGCUGGAGGCUACCCAGGCACCUACCACACCCCAACAACGGCAAGAACCGCCGGAGCCCCCACAGACCCCCAAAACAGGAUCACAGGGGCCAGAACUUACUGGGCAGCACCAAAAUCAGCAGCCGCAUACCCGGGCUCCACAAGGCCCUGACUCCCAGGGACACCCAUGGGCAAUACAGCCUGAUAGGGUACACAAUCCACCACAAACCGGACCUGACGAACAAGGGCACUUACAAGCACCACUACAGCCACUGUUGGAGUCCCCGGAUGACUCUGCACCAACCACCAAACGUGACUUAAAGCUUCUUCUAGCAGACAUCCAUAAGCUCCUAGCAGCUGACUCAGCCCUUCUGAGGACCGAACUGCGCACGGUCACGGAAAAGGUGAACACCACGGAGGCAGAAGUAGUGAUGGUACAUGCUCACAUAAACACGAUGGAAGACACCAUCAAACAAAUCCAACAACAACAAACGUACCUGUCACUCAAAAUGUCAACCAUGGAAGAUCGACAACGCCGCUCACACAUAAAAAUCAGGGGCAUCCCUGCAGAGAUAUCAGCCGAAGAGCUGCCGCAUUACACCAGACGCCUACUAGCUACAGUACUCCCACACACGGCAGUGAAGAAAAUGAUCAUAGAUGGGGUAUACCGCUUGCCUACCCCUCCCCACCUAAAGACCCCAACGGCCAGAGACGUCAUCCUCAGAUGUGUCACAGUACAAGAUAAACUACACAUAAUGGCUGGGCUGAAAGGCAAGACACCGCUGCUGUUUGAGAACUCUUCCCUGACGUUCUUCCAGGACCUAUCAAAGGCCACCCUCAUGUGGCGAAAAUCGUAUGGACCGCUCACCACACAACUCCGAGCAGCGGGAAUUGCAUACAAAUGGGGCACUAACGGGACUCUGGAGGUAUCCCAAGAAGGCACUACCCAUGUCCUAACCUCCGUGGAAGAAGCACCUAAUCUCCUAACCGCUUUGAAACUACCCAACCCGAUGCUUCCACCACGAAAAAGCCCGCAACUGGAAGUCCAGGAUCCCAGGAACAACGCCCAGUCGGAACCGAGACCCAGCGGGUCACAACACCCUGUACCAUGACUGAAGUGGACUGACACCGCAGGCUUUGCCACCAGGAAUGGUGCACACAUAUUUUGAUUUCAUUCCGUGACUUUAUUUACGUUUUAUACUAUUCACGUUUUAUACUAUUUACUACUUACGUUUUACAAUAUUUACUAUUUAGCCUCCGCUAACAAUUCCCAAACACUACAGGCCAUUGCCACACCCACCCUCUCUACGCCACUGAGAGCCAACAUAUCACACGUCCAACCACAGAGCGCCUGACAAAUCACCCCCCCGCAGCCCCCUUGGUUAGGGGUAAUCAACCCAAAACACGCUAUCUACGACAAACAGCUCACCUCCACUAACGCAUGUAGACACCUAUACUCAGCACAACACAGCGAGUCUGACCAUGAAACAUGGAACUGACGCAACCUUGCUACUACACGACUCGAAAACCUACUCAAUCUUCACAUAGGGUCCCAUCACCACCAGACAUACUCUAGACAGGAGCUACUGAUUGAAAGCAAAGUCCUAUCCCAACACAAGAACGCACAAAACAUCAUAACACCUAAAUAAUGAAUACUGUUUUGUUUUAACAUGUUACUGUUGUUUAAAAAUUAUUGCUAUUGCUUGACCCAAAACGGUGCAAACUAUGAACGGUACCGAACCUCAACUUUUGAACAAUCUGUACAAUCUAAAUGUUGCACCAAAAGUGAAAAAUAAAGAAUUUAAAAAAAAAAAAAUUCGCCAGAUUGGUUACGUUGCCUUUGAGACCCUAUGGUAGCCCAAGAAUGAAAAUUACCCCUAUGAUGGCAUACCAUUUGCAAUAGUAGACAACCCAAGGUAUUGCAAACAGGGUAUGUCCAGUCUUUUUUAGUAGCCACUUAGUCACAAACACUGGCCAAAAUUGCAUUUUUCACACACAAACAAAUACUAACGCUAACUUUGGCCAGUGUUUGUGACCAAAUGGCUACUAAAAAAGACUGGACAUACCCCAUUUACAAUACCUUGGGUUCUCUACUAUUGCAAAUGGUAUGCCAUUAUGGGUGUAAAUUUCAUUCCUGGGCUACUAUACAGUCUCAAAGGCAACGUAACCAAUCUGGCGAAUUUCAAUUUCAAAUGUAACGUGCUAUAUUUGACCCUGUAACUUCCCAAAACGCCAUAAAACCUGUACAUGGGGGUACUGUUUUACACGUGAGACUUUGCUGAAUACAAAUAUGUGUAUUUUAUUGCAGUAAAAGUAAACAGUAUUAUGACAUUGACAGUUAAAAUGUCAUGUAGAACUAAAAAAAUCAAAAAAAUCUUAUUUUCUCCCAUUUUUUUCAUAUUAAAUUAUGUUUCAUAGCUAAAUAUUUGAUAUUAAAUGAAAGCCCUGUUUCCCCUGAAUAAAAUGAUAUAUAAUAAGGGUGGGUGCAUUUACUAUGAAAGAGGUGAAUUACGGUUGGACGGACAUGUAGCGCAAAUGCCAGGUUUUGUUUACAUUUUGUUUUGUUCACAACGUGUACAUUUGGCUCCGUCCUUAAGGGGUUAAAUGGCACCAAAUUAUAGGAGAGAUUUAUAGCAAUCAAAAAACAUGAAACAUGAGAGAGAGUGCGCGUGUGCUGAUUUAUUUACAUUUUGAAAUGGCUGUUCCUUUAAUGAAGAAGCUGGAAUCUUUACCUGCACAAUGGGUUAAUUAUCAUCUCAAUAUGACUUUUAAAAUGUAUUUGUUUUUAAGAAAAGUUAAAGCCCCCAAUAAGUGCAUGAUCCACAUUGCAGAUAAUCCAUGAUUGCCAUUAAUGAGAAGGGAAUGCUGUGCCUUUAACAUUCCAACAGCAAGCUGCAGGCAUUCCAACCGAGACAUACACACAAGAGACACAAUGCAGCUUCCUGGCGGUGUUUCCAUAACAGCAGCCAUCUGAUCCUCCGGAAACAUGGCCGCACAGUGUCUCUCGCUCUAGUGCUUGUAGCCGCUUACUGGGAGGUGAAGACGAGGCUUGAAACGCACACUGCGGGAGCAGUGUGAACCCCUGGCAUUUCCGGUUACUGUGAGCUUUGUUAUAGUAAAUGGAGAGAGCCUGUGCUGCAGGUCAGUGCUGGUAUUAUUCUAUUAUUAAUUCAUUAAAUAUAAGUAAUAACAGGACUCAGCUCCUGCCAGCAGCCAGCUAAUAUGAAGCCAACACUGCCUGUUCACAUAUAUAUAUAUAUAAUAUAUAAUAUCCUAUAUCUGUGUAUUCUCUAUAUAUACAUAUAUAAUAUCUCUAUGUUACUCAUAUAAAUAUAAUAAAAUAAUAAAAAGGUCAUUCAGGGCAGCAGUGGUUAUAAUACAGUGUAUAAUAUACUUAGAAUAUAAAACAUUCCACUGCUCUGACAUUUAGGAGUUAAAUCACUUUGUUGCAGCCUUAGCCACACUUCCCCUCCCCUAUGUGGGACCUACACAGUCUCUCUACACAUUUCCUGAAAAGAGAGAUCUAAUGUUUAGACUUCCUCUAUUGCACAGUCUGUUUAAUCUAGAAGUUCUUAUCCCCUACUCUGUUAAUAGCCCGCAGGAGUCUACUGUGUAUGAUUAAAGUUCGAUUAACAGAGCAGGGCUUAAGAACAUCUAAAGUAAACACACAGUGUUGUCACAGCGGAUUGAAAAUGAAGCAAUAUUUCCAUGUUGGGAGGUUGGUGUGGAUAGGACUGUGUGAACAGAAACAAAAAUGAUUUAAAGGGUUACUGUAACCCUUGCUAACACAUUGAUUGUUUUUACUUAAGCCUAUUGUCCCAGUAAUACCUGAAAAAGUUAAAACCCGCCUGAUAUCCUGGAACUAAUUUCCACGCCUCUGUCUCACAUGAUUCCUGCCUUGGCAUGGUCAAAUCACAGGCUACCCAUAGAGAAGCCUUCGAUUAGACUUCUUUGCUCAGAGUGCACGCAGCAUACUGAACCAGAGACAGGAGGGAGGUUUAAAAGGAAAUAAAAAAAGUGUCAGUUGUGGAGGGAGCUUACAGAGACAGUGAGGUGAGAGCUUGCUUGCUUUGUAGACACUAGGCCUGCAAUAGUGCACUGUGCACGCUGAUGAAUAUGCACAGACCUGACAUUUGGAAGUCUGACAAAGUAACGUGUGCCAGGGGUGUAUCUAGCCCCUGGCACAAAGUUUACUAUCUCUCAGUAUGUGCAGUGUUUCAAGCAGAAAUGCUGCACAUACACAUACUAUCAUAUCCACUUAAAAUCAAUGACGUGGUCUUGGUAGUUGGAGUUACAAUUUGACUCCUAAAUCACAGUGAAUUUAGCCGUGCAACUGCAGGAACAUGAUCUAUACACCAUAACUGCUUUAUGAAGCUAGACUUGUUUUGCUUCUUAGAGGAUCUUUUAAAUGACAUUUCUUGGUAGGAGGCACGGUGCAAUCGUUCACACACAGUUUGUGUGGUUGUAGAAUAGUGGUAGUAUAAAGAUUGUCUGUUGGGAGAUUUCCAAGGAGGAGAGUUCUGAGGCUAUAAGUCUUUUGGAGUUUAUUCGUAAGAUGAAGUGAAGGGAAAUAGAAGUGGAGCAUCUGAGGAUGUCGUCUGGAUUUACACAAUCCGACUCCUGAAACAAGUUAAUAAUUGUUUGUACAAAUAUCUGAAUUUAGUAAUAUGCAAAAAACUAGCAAAUGUCACAUAUAGAGAAUUUAGGCUUUAAGUUGGUGUGAGUACGAUUUAGUUUUAGUUGAGAAAUAUUCUUUAGCCCCUUCUCAUGCCAGUGACUUAAGCAAGAGGCUAAUUUGCCUGUAUGACAUUGUGGGUGACACAGAAACAGGGUAAAUAGUAAGUGAAGUUUGCUGAAUCCUACACUUAAUUUGGGAGGUCUACACUUACCGAAGAAAGCAUCUACAGUGUUUAUUAUGGUGGUUCUUUAUCAGUUUGGGUAACCAGAGUUAAGAAUAAAUAGUAUGGAGCUUAGACAGUAAAUUAAUCUGGUAUCGUUAUUUUACAGAUUUUGGUAGCUAUACACCACGAUAUUUAAGAUGGGGACGGUAACCAAUUAAUUAAUAAGAAGCCAUGUUGGGGUGAAGAUCCGAUUAAUGUUAAGGAGCUAAUAGUAAUGAGUGAGUGUCAAUGAAAGGUUGUUCCGUACACUGAAUAUGCAGACCACAUGGUGCCUGACUUGAUUUAGGUUUUGAUGUAAAUACUAAUUUUAUCUCGCCAUUAAUUCCUCUCUUAUUGCAAAUCUUUUUCUAUUUAAUUUUGCUCCUUCAACUGCAAAUCAAGCUAUUCUGACUUGCUUGUUUUGCACUAGGAUAUGGGUUUUCCCCAUUUUGAUUUGUAGUGAAUAACUUCUGUAUAUACAUUUGUGCCCUUUGUACUUUCCUUUUUUAAAUAAUCUUGUGAAUAUAUGAGCAAACAGAAUUUUAAUUUAGUAUUAAUUAAUACAUAUCAGUAGUUAAAAAAGGAAGACCAGUGUUAAACAUUUUCCUCUACAUUAGUUUUAUUUUACUGUGAGUAAAUAAUACAUUAUGUCACUUUACCCGCUGAGGCCAGUCCAAGGAUAAUCCUUCCAGGAGGACCAGAGCUUGUUUUGGAGCAUUUGGCAGACUCCAUAAUAAUGAUCCACAAGAGUCCGAUAACUGAGAAGAUUUUGGAUCUCACUGUGGAGAUCAUCUACCUGCUGACUGGAGAGGUGAGUGGUUCUGGGAAUGUAACAAUGACAUCACCAAGUUCUACUGAGAAAAAAUGAUCCUUUAAUGGACUACUGCUGGCAAUGUGGAUGAGAUAAGAGAAAAUGGACUACUGCUAGCAAUGGGGAAGAAGAAUGGGCUUGAUAGGGUGGAAAAUGCAAACUAAAGUUAGUGGGGAGAAAGGAUAAGCUACACGCAACAGGAAAUAGUUAGAAUGGUCUGCUGACUUAGAGCAUGGGCUUGUGAUAUGUGGAGGAGAAUCAUGUAAAAAUACAUCCCUUCAUUCACAAACUGACCCUCCACGCAAAUACACACUCGUAGUAAAAAAUAGUUAUGCUAUUCAAAUACAUCCCUUGAUUCAAGCAUAGAAAUACUCUACACAAAUAUACCCCUGCACACAUAUACAGACACUACAUACAUAUCCACCUCAUUCUGAAACAAGGACAUGCUGUGAAAACACAUAGAAUUAAAAAUGAAAUGCUGAGUGGCGAGCAAUUAUUAGGCCAAUUAAUAGCAAUUAUUAGACCUGGAUAGUAACAUAACACUCAACAUUAUGAGACGCGGAGAUGGAAUUAAAUAUAGUGAUAAUCAGUUGAGUUAUAUGAGCAACACAUGUAAAAGUGGGUAUGUUUGGGUAUAUGUUAAUUCAGGUUGCAAGAUUAGUAUGCUUGUAAGCAAGUCUUAUGAAUUUACUUCUGCCUUCUAAAGCUUAGUUUUACUAAAGCCAAGCUAUUCAGAUUUUUUUUUUUGGGGGGGAGAGUGGGGUCUACAUGACAUGGUCUCCCACAGUGCUUUCCUAAGUAUUUAGGACAUGGCUGUAUUCACAUUUCUUCUCAAAAUCAAGGAAGUUUUAAUGUAAAUAUUACAUUAGAACUAGAUCAAUGGUGUAUAUAAGUGGACACAUUAUUCUGCGAAAUUUACAGAUAUACCAUUUAAUGGGAUUUGGUUGUUAAUGGAUGUUUAUUUCUUAUUUUAAUGUUUCAAUAUGUAGGGUUAUUUUGUUAUGAAGGAGUCUGGAGAACGUAUCACAUGUAGCAGGAGUUCUCAUGUAUCAGAAAGCCUUUCCAGUUCUCAAAGCCCCAUGACAGUGCCUCCACCUCAUUCUCUGAUUAAUGCAAGAAACAAUGACAAGAAGAUCCUGGAACUGAUCAAUAAGAUCAUCCACCUGCUGACUGGAGAGGUAAGGCUGCUGCAAAUGGGACAUUAUAGAGUAAAACCAAGGGAUGUGUCUGGAUGGUGACUGUAUCAUUGUGUGUGUCAGGUUCCUAUAAGGUGUGAGGAUGUCGCUGUCUAUUUCUCCAUGGAGGAGUGGGAGUAUCUUGAAGAACACCAGGAUCUCCACAAGGAUGUGAUGAAGAAUUAUCUGCCACUCAGACCACUGGGUAAGAGGCAGUUUAAUCGCUGCCAUGCCUUUAAUAAAAAAUAACAAAAAACAUCAACACAGUGUAUGGGAGCUCUUUACUAAGUGCACACUAAUAAGAAUUUUAAGAGACACUCUAGACACCCAGACCAUUUCAUCUCAUUGAAGUGGUCUGGUAUUAGUCUCCCUAUGCCCUUAAUCCUGCAAUGUAAAACAUUAUAGUUUCAGAAAAACUGCAAAGGCAGCCACUAAAGGGGCUUCCUUGAACCACAUUUAGUUUAAUUCCAUGCACACUUUGCAUUAGCACAGUGAAGGCAGUGAAGUGUACUUUUAAGCAAGAUAUCAUCUUUCUACUAUUGCAAGUUAGAAGUGUAUGAAAGUCCAGCUAUGUUGUGGGUUCUCAUUCAGAUGUCAUGGGCAUGUAUUGUGCUACUAGAAACCCAUAACAAAUGGCUCGCUUGAAGAUGCAGGGUGACGGCAAAGCACCAAGUGCCAUAAGUCAAUUAGGAAACUGGGGGAUAACUGUUAAUUGCAGUCAUUGGAAUGCAGAUCAGAGGAAGCUCGAAGGCUGAUCUAUCCCAGUGCUGUCUUCAAAGAUUUUAUACAGUUUGCAUUUACGUAGCUCCUACAGUAUCCUUUUGAAUGUUUGUGUUUUGCCACCAGCUGUAAAAUCGAUUCACUGGUAAUUUGGGAUAAUUUAACUUCUGUAUAUUGUAGUGCAACAUUUGCCUCUUUCUAGGACAAUUAAACAAUCACAUUUUAUUUUCUUGUUUAUUUCUUAUAAAUUAAUGAAUUGCCUGUUUAACUUAAGUAUAUAAUAUCCCAAUUUCUUACUAAGGUUAUGUAAAAGAAGAUAAAAGAGACAACAAAACUGAUAAAGGAGCACAAUUCUUGAGAAUAAAUGAGUCAAGAAAGAAGCAGAGAAAGCAGACAAAGGGACAACUGUCCACACAGGAAGGUGGAAAUCUCUCAGACACUGACAUUGAUACACCCACAGAACAUACACAGACAGACUAUCUGUCUACUCAUGUUAAGGAGGAAUCAGGCACUUGUGAAGAAGGAAAUCUCACGGACACAGAAUUUUAUACACCCAUUGAAUGUUCACCUAUAGAAAAUACAUCUGUGUAUAUUAAGGAGGAACCAGUCUCCUGUGGAGAAGGAGAUCUCUCGGACCCUGACAUUGAUACACCAACAGAACACACACUCACAAAAUACCCAUCUACUUAUAUUAAAGAGGAAUCAGAUUCAUGCGAAGAAGAAAAUCUCACAGACACUGACAUUUAUAUACCCACAGAACAUUCACAGACAGGAUACACAUCCAAUUUUAGGAAACACAAGAAAAGGAAUAGCUUUGAGCCAGAGAUAGAUAAGGACCUACCAAUAAUCAGUAGUAUUGAAUGGGGCACAAAUGAUACUAGAACAUGUAUAUCUCAACGUGAAAAACACUCCGAACAUUUGAUGUAUAACUGCACUGAGUGUCAGAGUUGUUUCAAUAGUAACUCGGACCUUUUUAAACAUCAGACAAUUCACACAGGGAAUAAGUUUAGUUGUUCAGAAUGUGGGAAAUUCUUCUCUUCUAAGCACAGCCUCAUUGUACAUUAUAGGAGUCACACAGGAGAUAAACCAUUCCCUUGUCUUGAGUGUGGAAAAUGCUUUACUGCUAAAUCAAUACUUAUUAGACAUGAGAUAUGUCACACAGGAGAGAAACCAUAUCCUUGUUCAGAAUGUGGGAAAUGUUUUUCUGCUAAAGAAAAACUUCUGAAACAUCAUAUGAUUCACACAGGAGAGAGGCCAUUCUCAUGUUCUGAAUGUGGGAAGUGUUUUUAUACCAAACCACAACUUGUUGACCAUCAGAGGACUCACACAGGAGAAAAACCAUUCCCAUGUUAUGACUGUGGAAGAUAUUUUACCCUUAAGUCACAUCUUCUUUCACAUCAGAAAAUCCACCAAGGGGAGAAGCCGUUCCAGUGUUCUUCAUGUGGGAAAUAUUUUAGCCGUAAGUCAAAUCUUGUUGCGCAUCAGAGAACUCACACAGGAGAAAAAAAAUUCUCAUGUUCAGAAUGUGGGAAAGGUUUCACUGCCAAAUCAAGCCUUGUUAAACAUCAGCGGAUUCAUACAGGAGAGAGACCAUUCUCAUGCUCUGUCUGUGGGAAACGUUUUACUAGCAAGUCAAGUCUUACUCUCCAUCUAAGAACUCACACAGGAGAAAAACCAUUUUCAUGUGCUACUUGUGGAAAAUGUUUCUCUCAAAGCUCAAAUCUUUUUUCUCAUCAAAGGAAUCAUCAUGCUUCAAACUAAAGUCUUCAUUUCUUUUUUUAUGUAAAUAUUUUUUUGUUAAAGAAAACGGAAAUAAUAAAGUUGUAAUAAUAAGAGGGGAAUUUUACACAACAGAAAAGAACUCAAGUAAGAAAGAACUGAAGAAAAGUCUUUAUUUAUGCACGUGUUCAUCACUUUAAAAAUCAGGGAUUUCAUGUAACUAAUUUUAAAUCAAACUGAAAUUUCUUAUAUCUGGAUCUUAACACCAAACAAAAUCACAUUUGGACAAUACUGUGCUUAUCUGAAGGCACGUCAGAUUACCAGGUAAUGACAAUACUAAAUAUUACUGAGCUGUAUUCACAAUUCUAUAUUCUGAAUCUGCAGUCCAUGGGCAAACACAGCAUAAUAAAAUUAUAUCUUUUAACUUAGAUGCUCCUUCCUUUCUGGUGUAUUUUUUCUAGUUGGCAAUUUAUUUUGCAAUAAAAAUAUUAAUUGGGAUAUGUUAUUAUUGUUAUCUUUAUUUUACAAAAUGUGGAUACUUAGUACAGCACUGUACAAAGAGAGAGAAGACAGUAUAUUAUAUAGACAAACAGAAACAAAAAGAAAGGCGAGCAGUUUUAUACCAAAUGGUAAGCUAGAUAUAAAACUGAUGGCAUAUGAGCUUGCAAUCUAAAAGAAAUACUGAGGAGUGGGAAAAGGCAGCACAAAGUAAAAAGCAGGAGAUAGCUACAAUACAUGCUUCAGUCAUUGUGGUGAACUAUCUGUACUAUGGUGUUAAGGGCAAGUAAUUAUUAGACUUGGGCAUUCGUUUUUGGACAAACACGUUUUUGUCCGAAUUUCAGCUAUUCCUCCAUUCGUUCGAAAGACAAAUGAAGAAAUAGAAAUUACAAGGAAUGAAGCAUAUUUGCUGGCUAGAAAAAAUAAGCUGUGUUCUCUGCCAAUGGCUGCUCACUGUAAUAAGAAAAGACUAGCGACUGGACAGCUAUGUUGAGGCAUCCCAAUAGAUCCAAUAGUGAGGCAUCUAAUUAAAUAAUUAGCUCGGGGGGAAAUAGUGUUCCCCUCUGCUCUGCGAAUUGGAACUAUUAAACUAAAAGGGAGGGACCUAGUGUUCACCUCCUGCACCCAGGCAUAGUCAUGGAGGGGGCCAUAAGAAAUAAUAAUGGGGACACAGGGUCCCUUUUGAUCCCACCCAUUGGCGGUGUAUGACGAUGCUAAAUAAUAAUGGGGGGAUGACUUAUUGUCCCCCCAGCCCCACCCAUUGGAGGCAGGGGGGUCAUAAUUGAUAAAGUUGGUGGAGGACUUUUUGUCCCCCAUCCUCCACUCAUUGGCUGCAGGGGGGCCCAAAAUUAUAAAGUUUGGGGUGGACCUAUUGCCCUUCCCAGCCCCCACCCAUUGGUAGCUAGUUGGGCUCCUAAAUUAUAGAGUUGGGGGAAGGCCUAUUGUCCCCCUCUCAGCCACUACCCACUAGCAGCAAAUGGCCCUCUAAAUAAUAAAAAGGAUGGUGAAUCUAUUGUCCCCUCCAGCCCCCACUCAUUGGAGGGCAGGCAGGCCAUAAAUGAUUAACUUGGUGGUGGACUUUUUGUCCCCCACUCAUUGGCUGCAGGUAUGGACCUAAAUUAUAAAGUUGGGGGUGGACCUAUUGCCCCACCCAUUGGCAGCUAAAUUAUAAACAAUAGGAAAGCAUUGGAUUGGCUAAGAUUGCCAAGGAGGCAAUCACACAUCACCUCACAGGAAUGAAAAUGUAAAUUGCCAAUAAAAUUAAGCUUAUAUUUAUUGGUAACUUUAAUAAAAUCAGUGUUUAAACAUUUAAAAAAACAUGCUGUACAGCAGAGAUUAAUCCACACAAACGUUUAGUAGGUAGCAGGGAAAGACAACUGACAUGAACUGUUAAAAAUAUUAGAAGAAAAUAAAAUGAUGUGUGCUGAUUUUGUCCUCCUUGUGUACAAUUCGUAUGUUAAUGUUGUUUCCGUCAAGGUCAAGAUAUGCAUUUCCAACAGCAAGGUCACAUGUACAGAUAACAGCUGAUACUGAGUCCACCUAAACAUUUUAAUAAAGAGGGUUUGAAAGUUCCGAAUAAAUCUCCCAGAAUAAUAAUCCUAAAAGUUGGCAAGCCUAUGGGGCCUCCGUGCAACUGGCCAGUGUGUCCAUGCAUUAAGACAGCCCUGGUUAUAAUUCCUGAUGGUCGAGUUAGAAGAGCUUGUAGGUUGCACCUCUCACUGGUGCAGAUCUCUUUCAGCAAUCCCUGUGUUAUGGUGCUUUGAAUGAGUUAAACAGCAUUGCAAGUAACCUGGUGGUAGUGCUUUGAUUCACUGAGAAGUGCCAACCAAUGAGGGAACUGACAGGUACACAGGCUGAAGGUGCAGACUACAUGCACCCUGGAUUUAGUGAGCCAUGACUGGGCAGGCCAUGGAGUUCUUUUUAUUUCUCUAUUGGCUAUGGGCCAUAUUACAGGUUGAGAACAAGGAAUUACAUCAUCCAGAAGCUUUCUAACCCCAAGUAACUGAUCUGAAGAAAUCAUGGCAGCUGAAAAUAAAAAAAACACAGCAUCUCGGAUAUAUUAACAGAAGUUCUAUGGGAUUUCCUUGUGCAAAAGAAGUGACAGUUCCCUUAACCCCUAAAGGACCAAACUUCUGGAAUAAAAGGGAAUCAUGUUGUGUCAUGUGUACUUAGGGGGUUAAAGGAGCACUCCAAAUCCCUAAAGCUGAAACUCUAUGUGGGUCAAUAGAGUAUCGUCUGCCUAACGUUAUAAAAGUGUCAAUUUCAAGAGAAAUCAGCACUUUUAUAAUAUUCCUUGGUUGCAACCACUUUGUUCAAAGCUUCUGUAUGAGAAGAAUGGAAACAGGAAGGAGAGUGACUUUAAACUUAAAUUGACAACUGAACACGUCGGUGUUUGAAUGUAUGUAUAGGUUGCUAACAAUUACCAAAAUUGUUUCUUGAAAACUUUCUUUCUGUAAAAACAAGUGAUUUAUUAUUUAAUAUUUCCCAAGCUUUUCCACCUGACCAGGCUGCAGGUCUCCUUACAGGCAGGUAUCGUCCCCUCUGCCUAUUCCUCUGCAUCUUUGCUUGUAGUGCCUGCUACUGCCUUUACAAAGGCACUUGCGGCUCUCAGGCCUAGCUCUCUUAACUUAGCCCAAGGCUAGAGGGAUCCUUCAGCUGGCAAACAGGUCACUAGUGAUGUCGCGAACCAUUCGCGAACUUUUCGCGAACGGUUCGCCACGGUUCGCCACGAACCGUUCGUGGCGAACUCCGGUCAGCUGACACAUCCCGGCCAAUCUCCAGCAGACCCUCCCUCUCAGAUCCUCCCACCUCCUGGACAGCAUCCAUGUUGAAGCUGCCUUCAACCGUGAACGGUUCGCUACAUCACUACAGGUCACUGGGAUCCCUAAAAAUCCACACAGGACACAAGUUCCAAAAGGAACUAACAUACAAAGCUUUAUUUUUACUCGGGACUAGCCCAUUUGAUUAUUACAUGACGAUUUUUGUGACAACUUAAAAAAUACAAACAGUCAAAUCAUAGCAGACAACAUACAGCAACCUAUUAUAACACAGUGACAUUUUUAAAGGGGUGGGGAAGACAAUAAUUAACAUUUAACCCCUAAAAACCGCAUUACACACACACCCUUCUCCGACAAUGGACACAGGGUGUCUUAAACAUAGGAGUCAUUCAGAUACCUAAUUGAAUUGUCCAUCUUAAGCUCUUGGUGAUGGCGGCUACCGUCACAUACAGUACCAAGCAUACUUAGCAAUACUGUUUAAAAAUGCUAAAGUAUUAAACUAUGCAAAUGCUGCUUCACAAUUGUGUAUUGUGAAGCCGCAUUGCAGUAUGUAGAAUUUGUAAUUAUUGAUUGUGGAGGCUCUAAUGUGAUCCCUCUGUGAUUAAAGAAACACUCUAAGCACCAGAGCCACUGCAGCUUAAAGGGACACUAUAGUCACCAGAAAAACUAGAGCUUAAUGUAGUUGUUCUGGUGAGUAUAAUCAGACCUCGCAGGCUUGUUUCUGUAAACACUGCUUUUUAGAGAAAAGGCUGUGCUUACAUUAGUGCCUAGGAACACCUCAAGUGGCCACUCCUCUGUCACAAGUAAAGGGGCUUCCUGGUUGUACAGCAAUGUUCAGCGUCUCCACACUCUGCAUAGAGAUGCAUUGGUUCUAUGAGGAGAUGCUGAUUUGCCAGGCCGACAUUUGGCCCCACCCCGUCCCGUCCUGCCACCAUGAUGAUCUCAGCCAAUCCAAUGCUUUUCCUAUGGGAAAGUGUUGGAUUUUUUGAGAUCAUCAAUUCUGAUUAUGUCAGUCAAGGAGAUGGAUCGGGGGCAGUACCAGUGUGACAGAGGAAAUAAGGUAAAUUUUAUUACCUUUUCGGGAGGGGGGAGGAAAGUAACCUAAAUGGAGCUUUUAACACUAGAGAGUCAGGGAUACACGCGUGUAUACAUUACAUUGCUUUCUAAGGACACCUUUAAUGGAUGUCUGAGUGACAACCACUUGAGGUGCUUCCUAUUACGUUUGUUCAGCACCUUGGCCACGUCGUUGCAUAAGAAGCAUUGAAUUGGCUGAUUGAUGGAAGUCCAGUGGUGGCAUGGCUCUACUCCCUCUGUGCUUACCUAAGGCCUCCCUCUGCCUGGCCUCCAUGACAUAUCUCCCCCUGCAGUGAGGUGGAGUACCAGCACAAAGGGAACACCACAGUACAGGGAGAACAGGGGUCUCAGCAUGGGAAAUAAACCGAGUGUAUUUUCUUUUUCAGACAAGAGAAUUUUUUUUUGCAUCUUUUACCAAAUAUUAAGUUCAACAUAAUUAAAAGUAGUCUACCUACAUUUCCUUAUGUAUUAAAAAAAAAUGUGAUCAUCUACAGGAAGCAGAAAGGUUUAUUGGGAGACAAAACAUUCACUUAGUUGUAUAGCCACUUAAGAGGGCCACUAAAGGCACUCAGACCACAUCAUUGAGAUGAAGCUCUGGGUGCAGUAGCCUUGUAGCUCUAACCCUGCAAUAUAAAACAUUUCAGUUUUGUAGAAACUGCAAUAUUUCCAUUGCAGGGUUAACACACCACAUUGAGAACGUCAUCAAACGUGGUUCCAAAUCAAAUACUGCUCCUAGAGCAUAAUGUGAUUGUCACAGCGAUUUGUGGUGCAUGCGAACUAGCCUCCAAAUGCUUCCCUAUGGGAAGUGCAGAGAGACAGAUCGGUGCUGAUCUGUCUCUCGCUGUGAAAAAAAACAAGGUAGUUGUAAAAUUCUCCCCACCGCCCCCCACCCCUUUCAAAUAAAAUUUACCCCUUCCCUGCCGUUUAAAAAGUAAAAAAAAUGUUUUAAAAAGGGAAAAAAUGCAUAUUACCUCUAGACUUGGUACAGGCUAGUGAAAAAAUUAUCCCACGCUAAGGUUCAAAAUAUGCCUUUUGAAACACCCUGGGGUGUCUUCUUUAGAAAAUGGUAUGCCUUAAUGAAUUAAUUGGAAAACCCAACCUACUAAAACAUGUCAAAGUGGGGCAUGAACCCAGCGUAAAAAUUCAAACUUAAAUGGAUGUGUCUGAAAUGUGCCCCUUCAACAUUGUCAUAUACCUGGUAAAUGUACAUACAAGGUUACUGAUGUACUCAUAUGACAUAGCUGAGCAACAUAUGAAUUAUAAUACUGCCGUAGCACACAUAAGGUUUGCAAAAUAUAUAUUACAAACUCAUUGUGUGUGUCAAAAAGGCAGAAGAAAAUGCUUAUUACCACUACACUUGGUACAAGCCAGCGGAAAAAAUGAUUUCAUGCUAAGGUUCAAAAUAUGCCUUUUGAAAUACCCUCAGGUGUCUUCUUUAAGAAAUGGUAUGCCUUUGUGGGGUAGUUGGAAUAAUCAACCUACUAAAAAACUCCAAAGUGGGGUAUAGACACAGCGUAAAAAUUCAAAGUUAGAAAAAAAAACAUAAAUGGCUGUGUCUUAAAUGUUGUCAGGGCUUACCUGAGUUGGGAGUCCAGCAGGCAGAGAUAUAUGCUCACCUUGCAAGUAAACACAGGCCGAGGUGGUCAGGUAAGAAUUCACCUGGCCUGUGAGUCGGUGCACGGGGGCUGUGCAGGAUAAUUCUCCUAGUCGCAGUACAGUCGCAGUACAGGAACGGAUAAAGCAGGAGAAUCGUCGUGGGAAGCCAAAAGGAUGCCAGAAAUCAGAAUCAACGAAACAACAUGCCGGGGUCAAGAGAUACACUGGAUAACAGGAGACAGCAAACCGAUAACCAGAGUCAAGGAACUGACACUGCCUUCUGGGAGAGGCAAUGUUUUAUACCUGGCUAACGAGACUAUCCACAACAGGUGUACCAGGAGUAAUUCCAUGUCUUGCUGCAGUGGCGUACACAUGACCCAUGGGGCCCCGGUGCGAAAAUUGAUCCCUGGGCCCCCCCUCGCUUACUCGGCGCGGGUCGGGGCCGCAACACAUGGCGGCGGGCAACUGGUCGCAGGGGUUGCAGGGCUGCGACCCCGCGACAUGCACACACACUUAAAGGACCACUACAGACACCCAGAUCACAUCAGCUCAAUGAAGUGGUCUGGGUGCCAGGUCCCUCUAGUUUUAACCCUGCAGGUGAAAACAUAGCCGUGAAAACGGCUAUGUUUCACUGAGGGUUAAUCCAGCCUCUGGUGGCUGUCUCAUUGACAGCUGCUAGAGGAGCUUCCGCGAUUCUCACUGUGAAAAUCACAGUGAGAAGACACUGAACGUCCAUAGGAAAGCAUUGAGUAAUGCUUUCCUAUGGGCGGUUUAAAUGCGCGCGCGCGCCUCUUGCCACGCAUUUGCAUUCGGAGCUGAGAGGCGGACACUGGGGAGUCCGACGCUGGAGAAAGGUAAAUGCUGAAGAGACACACACACACACUCUCACGAACAGACGCAUACACACUCACUUACAAAACAUACACUUUCACUGACAAACACACACUCACUAACAGACAAACACACUCAGUAACAGACACACACAGUAACACACUCACUAGCAGACACACUCACUGACACACACACUAACACACGCACUAACACAAACACACAUACACUCAUACACUAACACACAUACACUAACACACACACACACACACAUAUACUAACACACACACACACAUACAUACUAAGACACACAUACACUAACACACACACACAUACUAACACACGCACACAUACUAACACACACACACAUACUAACACACACACUAACACACACACACAUACUAACACACACACUAACACACACACACAUACUAACACACACAAACAUACUAACACACACACUAACACACACACACAUACUAACACACACACAUACUAACACACACACAUACUAACACACACACUAACACACACACACAUACUAACACACACACUAACACAUUUUUGUUUUUUUAAUUUAACCCCCCCAGCCUCCUUACCUUUUGGAGUGCUGGGGGGAUUCCCUGGGGUCCAGUGGUGCUGCUGGGCUCCUGGGCGGCAGGUCACUGGUCGGGCAGGCGGGCGCGCGAGGGAGCACUCACUGCUUCCUCUUCAGCUCCCUCGCGCGCCGCGUAGGGAUGCCAGCGCCGGAAGAUGACGUCAUCUUCCGGCUCCGGGAUCAGUGCGGUGCGCAAGGGAGCUGAAGAGGAAGCACUGAGUGCUCCCUCGCGCGCCCGCCUGCCCGACCGGCCACCCGCCUGCCCGGUAUCAGCAGGGCCAGCCUCGGGGGGCCCUGGGGUGGCCGGCUCCUGGGCCCCCCAGGUGAAGAGGCUGGCCCUGUGGCUACAUACCAGGUCGCAGGGGCGGCUGGGCCCCCUGGUGGGCCGGGCCCGGUCGCAGCCGCGACCCCGGUAUGUACGCCACUGUCUUGCUGUCUGUAUGUUGCGGUGAUAACCCUGAGAAAUGUGCCGCUUCAACGUCCACAUAUACCUGCCAAAGGUACAUAUGGGGGUAUUAAGGUACUUAGGCAACAUAGCUGAGCAAUAUAGGCAGUAUUAUAGACCUGUAGAACACAUAAGGUUUGCAAAAUAUAAUUACAAACUCACUGUGUGUAUCAAAAAGGCAGAAAAAUGCUUAUUACCACUACACUUGGUACAAGCUAGCAGAAAAUUUAUUUCAGGAUAUGGUUCAAAAUAUACCUUUUGAAUUACCCAGGGAUGUCUUCUUUAAGAAAUGGUAUACCUUUAUGGGAUAGUUGGAAUAUGUAGCCUGCUAAAAAACUCCAAAGUGGGGUAUGAACACAGCGUACAAAUUCAAAGUUUGAAAAAAAACAAACCUGCAAUGGCGGUGUCUGAGAUGUACCCCUUCAAGUCCACAUAUACCUGGCAAAGGUACAUACAGGGGUAUUGCUGUACUCAGACAACAUAGCUGAGCAACACAUAAAGUAUUAUAAAGCUGUAGCACACAUAAGGUUUGCAAAAUAUACAGUACAAACUCUGUGUGUUUCAUAAAGGCAAAAAAAUGCCUAUUACCACUACACUUGAUACAAGCUAGCGGAAAAAUGAUCCCACGCUAAGGUUCAAAAUAUGCCUUUUGAAAUAGCCUUGGGUGUCUUCUUUAAGAAAUAGUAUGCCUUUUUGGGGUAGUUGGAAUAAGCAGCCUGCUAAAAUAUUUCAAAAUAUAAUAUGGACCCCUUAAAAGCAUGCGUGGGAUAGGCAUAAGGCUAUCCUAACUAUAAGAUAAGGCCAGUAUUUUAAAAAUUGGGCAGACUAGAUGGGCCGAAUGGUUCUUAUCUGCCGUCACAUUCUAUGUUUCAAUGUUUCUAUGUUUCUAAAAACCAUCUAUGAAAAUUCACACUUAAAAAUCUAAAAUUGACAGGUCUCUUUUACAGCACUGAAACUUCACAAAAUAGUGUCUAAGUCAUACAUUGGGCAUAUUGUUUUACUCAGAAGAGGUAACUGAGCAUACUUAGGGGGAAUUUAUGACAGUGGCACUUAUAAAAUGUACGAAAUGCCCAGCAAAAAUGCAACAUGUAUGUAAAAAAAAGUCAUUUAUUUUUCUCCCCACAAACUUUAAAAUAAAUUGACGCAAAAAUGGUGGCAAGUUAAGUAAUAAUAUAUGCCGAAUAAAAUACCCUGGAGUGUCUGCUUUCUCAAAUGGAAGGUCUUUGUGGGGUUAUUUGAACAGUAAAACUGCUAUAAUGCCAAAAAAUCUGACAUAGGACCAUCUAUGAAAAUUCCAACUAAAGAAACUGAAAUAGCAUGGUCUCUUAUAUGGCAUUGUAGCUUCACAGAAUAGUGCCAAAGGCAUACAAUGGGGGUAUUGUUGUACUCUGCAGAUGUAGCUGAACACAAUUUGGGUUUCUGUACAGGAAUAGCACACACCAGCUUUAUGAAAUACAUUUUACUAAAAUCUUGUUAAAUGUGUAUAUGCCAAAAUAGAGAAAAAAAAAAUAUUUUACUCCACUAUUUAGCAGAGAUUGGCAAUGAAAUGGUUACGUUAAAAAAGUGUCAAACUAACCUUAGAUAAAUAGUCUGUAAUGUCUACUUUAUAUAAAUAUAUACUUUUGUGUGGCAAUUUUGUUUUCUGUAAUGGGUAUUAAAUUUCCAAGACAAACAUACCAACUUCUAAAAUUGCUUCACAUUGAAAUUUUUUUUUUAGACCUUGUAGUUUGUGACCUGUAACUUUCAAAAUAAACUGAAAUCCUACACAUAUUAUGUACUCUAUAAAAUCAAGACACAUAAAUGAAUUGAUUUUGAAUUACUUUUUCUAAGCUGGACAUAUUAUGCACUCGUUCUUAUUGCCAAUACUUGGAAAAAAAUGCAUUUUUUCCCCUAUUAUUUUGCAGUGUUUUGUAAUAAAUGAGGAUUUAUAUAUGUAUAUGUCACAUCAAAUUAAAGCCCUUUUUGUCAUCUAAAAAAACUGUAUAUAAUAUGUGUUGGUACAAUAAAUUAGAGCAGUGUUUCCCAAUUGGUGUUCCGCCCAAACAAAUGAAAAUAAAAUGGCCGCGGGCAGCGAGGGAGCAGUGAUCUCUCUGCUCAGCUCCCUCACGCACACAGCAGUGAUGUCGGAGCUGGAAUAUGACGUCACUCCGGCUCUGGCAUCACUAAGAGGUGCACAAAGGAGUUGAGCAGAGAGAACAGAGCACCCUUGCCGCCCGCCUCCACCGCUCACCUGUCUGUCCCUCGCCGCCCGCCUAGCUGCAGCCAUCCCCACUGGACCACAGGGACUUCAUGCCAGCACUCCUAAAGGUAGGGGGGCUGGGUGGAGAAAAAUAUUUUAAAAAAUAAGUUGUAUGUGUUUCUGUUAGGGAGUUUGUAUGUGUUUGUCAGUUAGAGUGACUGUGUGCUUGUCAGUGAGUGUGUGAGUGUAUGUGUUUGUGUGUCAGUGAGAGUGAAUGUGUGCUUGUCAGUGAGUGUGUGAGUGUAUGUGUUUGUGUGUUUGUCAGUAAGAGUGAAUGUGUGCUUGUCAGUGAGUGUGUUUGUUUGUCACUGAGAAUGUAUCUGUUCUUGUCAAUGAGAGUGUAUAUGUGUCUGUUAAAGAGUGUGUGUCUAUCAAAGAGUGUGUGUGUUUGUCAGUGAGAGUGUAUGUCAAAUAGUGUGUGUGUGCCAGUAUGCAUCAGUGUGUUCGUAUGGGCAUGUGUGUGUAUCUGAGUGUGUCAGUGUGUAUCUGUGGGUGCAAGUGUGUGUAUGUCACUGUGUGUAUCUGAGUGUGUGUGUAUUUGUGAGUCAAGACGUGUGUGUCAGUGUGUAUCUGUGUGUAAAGGUGUGCAUCAGUGUGUAUCUGUGUGUCAGAUACAUAUACACACGGACACAGAGAUACAUACACACUGGCACAUACAAACACAGAUACACACACCUUGACACACAGAUACAUACACACACACACUGUGUGUCAGGGUGUGUGUAUCUGUGUGCCACUAUCUGCAUGUCAGAUUCAUACACACUGGCACAUACAAACACAGAUACACACACCUUGAUACACAGACACAUACAAACACAGAUACACACACUCUGAAACAUAGAUACACGCACCUUGACAUACAGAUAGAUAGAUACAUAUAUACACACACACACACAGAUACACAGUGUGUGUUAAGGUGUGUAUCUGUGUCAGUGUGUGUAUUUGUGUGCCACUAUCUGCCAGUGUGUGUAUCUGUGUGUCAGAUUCAUACACACUGGCACAUACAAACACACCUUGACACACAGAUACACACACAUAGAUAGAUACAUAACUAUUUGCACAAACAGCACCCAUUCGUGCAUUCAAAGGACAUGUGAACUGGGAUGAAUAGACUGGCCGCACAGCCCAAAUCGAUGGAACUCUUUUGGGCAGGAAAGCCAUGCUUGCGGUCGGUCAAAGGUGACUUGUACCUAUCUCCCGAACCCCUGAACCAAUUCAGGUGAUUUUUUUAUAUGUUUGUCCCCUAGUUAUGCUUGCUUGAAAAUGUAAGUUUUAUGUGAAUGUGAUGUAUAUUUUUAAAGUUAUGAAUAUUGUGUAAAACUGUAUAUUUCUCUGACUGUGAUAAUUAAGUUAGCCCAAUGUGUUUAGUAAUUAUAUCACAGGCAGUGGUGUAUUCUGGUUUUGUGCUGCUCUAGGCAUGACAAAACUCAGGCACCACCUUCUAAAUACACACAAACAUUCACUGACAGAAAUGCAAACACUAGCUAACAGACAUACACACUCACUAACUGACACACACAUUAACUAACAGACAUGCAUACACUCUCACUAACAGACACACACAAACUAACAGACACACACAUAGUAACACUCCCUAACAGACACACUCCCUGACAUACACACACUCACUAAUAGACACACACACUCACUCACUAACAGACACACACACUCACAGACACACACAUUAACACACUUAUUUUUUUUUUUAAUUCAACCCCCAGCCUUCAUACCUUUAGGAAUUACGCACACUGCACACAUUACACACAUUGUGCACACUGCACACAUUGAACACUCCAUGACCACUAGUCCCGGGCUGCCGUGUCCCUCCCAGCGACCGGGCUGCCGUGUCCCUCCCAGCGACCGGGCUGCCGUGUCCCUCCCAGAGACCGGGCUGCCAUGUCCCUCCCAUUAACCGGGCUGCUGUGUCCCUCCCAAUAACCGGGCUGCCAUGUCCCUUCCAGUAACCGGGCUGCCUUGUCUCCCAGUAACCGAGCUGCCAUGUCUCCCAUUAACCGGGCUGCCUUGUCCCUUCCAGUAACCGGGCUGCCUUGUCCCUUCCAGUAACCGGGCUGCCGCGUCCCUCCCAGUAACCGGGCUGACGUGUCCCUCCCAGUAACCGGGCUGACGUGUCCCUCCCAGUAACCAGGCUGCCUCCCAGGAGCUCUGCUAACAUGGUCAAAUCUCUCAUCUCUGGGCAGGGAGGGAAUGCACCCGGGAGAGGAAAUACACGCCCACUGUGGGAGUGGCGUACGUCAAUAUCUGUCAGUGCGCGAUGCAUCCUGGGAGCAGCUGCUGGCUGUGACAUAUUAUUCCCAUUAUGCAACUCGUCUCCCUCGUUCUGAAAAAUAAAAGCGACAGGAGCGCUCCGCGUGGUCUAGUAACCAUGACAACGCAAGCCUGACAUUAUAAUAAUAAAAAAAAUAAUAAUAAUGACGGUGUCUUGCGUGGUUUGAGGUUCGGUCAUGGCCGCAUUCUGGUUAGAAUUAAUUUCUAAUAUUUAUAACGAUAAAGGCAAUUACUGUGAAGGCGAGGAGGAGGCUUGGAACGCACACAUCGGAAGUGAAUUACCGUUUCCGGGUACAUUGAGCUCUGGGAUAGAGAGAGCUGGUGCAGGUAUUAUUAUUAUUAUUAUUUUAUACCUGAUAUAUUCCUGUCCAUGUAUUGCAGCAGUCAGUAUUCACCUCUCCUGCUAAUUACUGGUAACAUUCAGCCUGUAAAUAACCUCAAACUGAGCUCUGCACCUGUCAGACAAUACACUCAUUAUAUAUAUACACUGAUAGGACUCAUUAUAUAUAUAUAUAUAUAUAUAAUCAAAAUAGGUUAUGGUGGGGAAAAAUUGUGAUUGAAAACCCCUUCCACCUGAAGUCUGUGAAUAGUUAAUACAAAGUUGAACAAAAAUCUGCACACCAGCCAAGCCAAGACUUGCUUUUCCCACAGAAAUCAUUUAGCAAAUUACCCAGCAGGUCAUGACAAUGGUUACCCUGUCAAAGCUAUGGUCUUUAAAGGACCACUCUAGGCACCUAGACCACUUCAGCUUAAUGAAGUGGUCUGGGUGCCAGGUCCCUCUAGGAUUAACCCUUUUUUUUUAGAGAAACUGCUAUGUUUAUAAAUGGGUUAAUCCAGCCUCUAAAGCCUCUAGUGGCUGUCUCAUUGACAGCCGCUAAAGGGCGUUUGCGUACUUCUCACUGUGAAAAUCACAGUGAGAAGACGCCAGCGUCCAUAGGAAAGCAUUAUGAAUGCUUUCCUAUGAGACUGGCUGAAUGCGCAUGCAGCUCCUGCCGCACAUGCGCAUUCAGCCGAAGAGGAAGCGGAGAGGAGGAGGAGAGCUCCCCGCCCGGCGCUGGAAAAAAGGUAAGAUUUAACCCUUGCCUCGCCAUCCAGCCCGGCGGGAGGGGGACCCUGAGGGUGGGGGCACCCUCAGGGCACUAUAGUGCCAGGAAAACGAGUAUGUUUUCCUGGCACUAUAGUGGUCCUUUAAAGUAACCAAAGGUAGUAUUUUGUAGUUUGAUCAAUUAUGUUGUUUCCUUUUAUGCUACACGGUGGAGUGCUGCUGGAAAGACCCCAACCAGGAAAAGCCCCAAGUGCAACACACACCACUAAUGGCUCCCUCGGGAUCAGAGACAUACCGGGCUCGACCCCCCCAAUACCGCCCGCACCAACAGAGGAGUACAAGACCAAAGCUGAUCCUAAAAGAUCCCGGGGCUGGGGGGCCGCCUCAGCCGGACAGCGCAGUGAAGACCACAUGGAGGCGCGGGGGACCGACAAGCAACAAGGGAAACUCACAGAACUCUACUCUAGACCCGCAACCAAGGCCAACAGAAUAGGCAUCGGCUAGACGCAUGCGGCCUGUCUCACCAAACCGCUUCCAGCCAUAGCCCACAUUCACACCGUGAGAACUUUGUAUCUGCUCAGAUGAUACUCUACCUGGGAGCUGAAUUCUGGUACCUCGUAGCACUCUAUGCCUAGUUUGCAGAAUCCCUCACCCGAUAAACACGGUCCCAGACAUCGAUUAUAUUGGGACUGUAUUAUACCUACGAUGGGGAUAGGUUGACUGCCACAACGAGCCUCCUGCUUUAUGUAUCAUCACAGUGUGCCGUUUCCCAUUUUAACAUGCCCGUAAUGUUUAUUAGUUUGCAUCUAGAUCCUUCGAUUUUUGUUUUUGAUAUUUCAUAUUGACAAGUCUCAGAUUGCUGUACCUUAUGGCCCCAAUCUAACUGGGAUGUCCGUCAUAAAUUGUUUUAGGAGCUGUUACACACUUGUAUAUGCAGGAUAAUCGGCAGAUAAAAUUUUUAAUUUGCCUAGCAUGUAAUUUAAACGCAAAACUCUAACACAUACUACUGUCACAGAUGAGUAGAAAAGCUUCUACCCUAUAAUAUGUUUUUGACAAUAUCUCGUAUCUGAAAUGCCUAAUAUUCUCGUUAUUGUUCAUCUGACUUUUAAAAAAAAAUGUGUACAGUAUUUUCACACUGCUGUUGAAUGGUUUCCUACAGCUAUUGUGGUGUAGCAAGCCAGAUUGUUAAUUCAUGCACAAAAUAAAUAAAAAAUGUAAACAGAUUACUGCAGCAAAGCAUGAAAAGUAAUGCCUUUCCAAUGUAGUGGUAUUCAAAGCAAGCCUCAAUAUCAGUUUUCAAACCCAGCCCAACAGUUAUUAUUUUUUUUUUUUAUUCUCUGCAAAAUAAUGUUACAGCUGCUUUGCAGGUGUUUAUUUGCAAAUUUAAAAAAUUGGGAACGCUGUAGGCUAACACAUGAAAAGUGCUGCUCUGUGGUAAUUAAAUAAUAGCAAUUAAUUAGCUAUCACAUUAAUUUAAAAAAAAACACACAAAAAUAAUGUAAAAUAUUUACCCUUUUUGUGAAUAUCUCAGACUGGUAAAAAAAUUUUUAAAUGCAUUUACUUACUACACCUUUUUUGUUCAUGAUUUUGCUGUGAAAUAUAAUAAAAUUUGUCACAUUUAAUACAUAGGUCAGUCCGAGGAUUAUUGUUUUUGGAGCCUCUGUCAGACUGAAAUAAUGAACAAGGACAGGGAUGAAAUUACUAAUAAGAUACUGAAUCUCAUCCUGGAGAUAAUCUACCUGCUGACUGGAGAGGUGAGGGAUCUUGGAACAGAAGAUUGUACCAGUUGCUAAAACAUUGCAAUCAAAAAGCUAGUAUAGAAAAAUAUGAGACAAGGUACAAAUAUUAAUAGGUGGAAUUAAGCAAAAUGUUGGACAUGAACGUAUAAAAAGAGAAAGGCACCGUAGUAGUAGAGAAAUUUGAAUAUUUAUUAAUUCAGAUGAUGAAGGCAUGAAAGUGAAGGAAAUUAUUUUUGCGGUGGUUACGUGGCUUAAGACUGACAUUCUUUUUUUUAAUAUUUCAAUAUGUAGCAUUAUAUGAGUGCAGAGAAGCAUCCCACACAUGCCAUACACGGCAGCAAUCUCCAUGUGUCAGAGGAAUCUUGGAGGACCCAGAGCCCGAGAACGCUGUCUCCACCCCACUCACUGGUACAUGAAAGCAAGAAUGACCAGAGUAUCCUGGAACUGACCAAUCAAAUCAUCCACCUGCUGACUGGAGAGGUGAGGCUGCUGGGAAUGGGACAUGUGUCUGGAUGGUGACUGUAUCAUUGUGUGUGCCAGGUUCCUAUAAGGUGUGAGGACAUCACGGUCUAUUUCUCCAUGGAGGAGUGGGAGUAUCUAGAAGGACAGAAGGAUCUCUACAAGGACGUAAUCAUGGAGACUUGCCAUCACUUCCGAAUAAUGGGUAAGAGAAUACGUUAUUACUGUAAUAUCUGUGUAUACAACAUACAUCAACAUAUUAUGCGUGGGUGUGGAAUUUAUAUUUUUUAUUUUUUUUUAAAUCUACUUGUCCAAAGGACUAAAACAAUAGCCGAAACUACUUGUUCAUCAUGACAAUCUAGUUGACAUAAUAAGUUUAGAUUGGUGCAACUCCCUAGAUCCCUGGACAUAUAGUUAAUUAGUAAACUCCAAAUGUUAGCAAAUUGAAUGUGAAUGGAAAAAUGCGCGCUAAGUCCCACUAUUGAUGUGACGUCAUGGGACGAGAAGACCUAGCGCUGGCACUGGAAAAGAGGUAAGUAAAAACAUUUGUUUCAGCUAUUCUGUGCUGGACAGAAGUGGGGGACCUAUAAAGUUAGGGACAGGGACACUAUAGCGUUAGGAACACAGGUUUAUAUUCCUAACGCUAUAAUGUUCCUUUCAUGAUCUGUGUAGUCAGAUCUAUAUAAUACUUUUAUGUAAUGUCUCAUUAUUUUAAAGCAAAUCUGGUCAUGCUCUAGACAUGAUAGUCUCAAAAAUAUGGCAUAUGCUUUAAUUAUGCUUUUUUCCUUUUUUCUAAAAUUAUUGUUGUGUAAAAGUACAGAUUGUUUUGCGUUUACUUUUAUAUAUAUAUAUAUAUGGUAUAUGGUUCCCAUGCAAGAAUGUUAAAUGCCUUCACCUGCUGCAAGCACAGCAGUUUCUAAAUUAAUCAGACACUGUUAGCGGCUCCUCGUCUAUCUACCGGACACCAUGUAUUAUUAAUGUUGUAGGAUCCUUUGGCAGGAACUCUUCUUCCGUCCUUUAAGCUGCUCUGUCAUUUCUUUUUUUUUCUUUUUCUUUUACAUUAGGUGUGUCUCAAAUCGUCCCCAUAGUCUACCCUGUUGUAGUUUUUUUUUUUUUAGAAGACCCUUUUUAACUAAGUUAUACAUAAGGAAAAGCAGGAACUACUUUUCCUUUUGUAGAACUAGAAGGUUGACAACAUUUACCACAAGGUAGAGCAUUAGUUAAGCUCCACAGCCUUUGUCAUUGGCCUUAAGUGUGUGUAAUCAGCUCCCUCCAGUGCCUGUCAUACCGUGAAACGAUGCAGACUUCAGGUGCCCAGUCUGCCCAUUAUGCCACCAAUAGUGUCAUUCAUGAACUGGGCAUGCGCAUGAUUUAAAGCACACACCCAGCUAUGGGCAGAUAAUAGUAUUUCCAUAUUUAUAAUAGCGGAGCAACCAUAAGACAAUGUGACAUAAAACGCGAUGCUGGAAGGACUAAUCAAAGGCGCGAUCUGAACACAAUGAACUAUUAAAUGGCGUGAUCUGAGGACAAUAAUGGAUAACAGAGGGGUGUAUGUGAUUGGUUGUUGUGUGUUUAUAAAUCCCGUGAGGUUGGUUUCUCAAUAAAGCUGUGUUCCAUCCCACUCCAUCAAGUGUCUGGCUGCUUCUGUGCUUUCAUUUUAAGUCACUGAUCUGUAGAGAACACAGCAAACCAACAGAAAAUAAAUUGGGGUUUCUAAUGUGCCUUCUCAAAAUACCAUAAAACAUGCUGAGGAGCUUAAUGGCUACAAGAUAAUCAAGGUUUUUGUAAAUCUCUGUUUCGGUACCUACCAAAUCGAGAAACGAUGACAAGUCAUUGUUGGUUGCAAUGAAAGCAUAAUCAAAGACAGUCAAUAUUUGGAUAAUCUGAAUGAAAUAUUGUGUAUCCAUAUACAUCCAGAACAUGUCAUGAAUGCCACAUAGAAAAUUAAAAUCAGAAAGGCUCAAGGGACACAAACAAUCAUUGCUUGCUCGCUCUGUCACAGUUUCAUACUCUUUGUUUUGCAGCAGAGAUACUCAUUAGCAGAGGAAUUUACUGACCUGACACAAUAUAUUUGGACUAGGUGCCAAUUCUGUCUUCUACAUGCAAAAAGACAAUUAUUUUUUUCUCCUCUGUUUUGUUAUUACCGUUCUCGUUUCUACAUCUCACACCACCAAUAUUUAUAAGACUAUCCAAAGUUUUAUGUGGAAAAGGUUGUGUAUGUGGAUAAGGCUUUGGAACAUGUUGUUAAGUAGAAGAUGAAGUUUAGUCAACCUUCCACUGUAUGGAGUGCAAUUUAUUUCACUACAGCCCUACCAUCAUCCCUAUUUCAGCUACUUGGCAUUUAAAAAUUUUGAAAAUCUUGGCUUUUUGUUAAAACUGACUGAAGUGUUUCUCUCUACACGGGAUACUUGGUUGCAGUUUAAGUAGGAGACGUCUGAUUUCUUUUGAGCUGUGACUGGCAUUCUUGUAGCCUGACUAAUGUCAAUUCUGUGCAUAUUCCUAUGCACAGAAUUACAAUCUUUGGCUGAGAGCGGUUAGCUGAUGCUCUCAGCCAGUGAAUGGAUGGCAGGAUCGGAAUCCAGCUCUGUAGAAGCUGAAUGCAUGUCAUAGUCAGCUAUUGAGUUGCCUCAGUGCCUAGGAUCACCAGGUAAGAGUGCAAACUGCUGCAACACAGUUUCCGCCAUUAUCUGGAAACUAGGGGCAGGUUGCUCCUACCAUCAUAACCACUACAGCUGACUUCAAGGAAAAAUAUUCCAGUUAUUAUUUGUGUUUUUUUUUUUAACCAAUGUAGUGAAUUUAAUUACAUUGUGGAUUAUAUUACAUGGCCCUUGUUGAAUCUCCAUCAACACAGUUGAUACAGUUUCGCAACAAGGACAGUCUUCAAAAGAAGAGAUGCUCAGCUUUCAACAAAUGUAGUACAGAGGUGAUUGAUGUUGUACAAAAUAUAGUAAUGGAUUUAAAUAUGACACCUUUCUAAUUUUUGUGUUUUUUUUUCCUUGUUGAAGAGUUACAACAUUUGGUCUAAAAGUUAAGCAUAUAUACAUAUAUAUCUCAAUAAUGAGAUACAGAAGAGUUAAUGUUUUAACAUAUUUAAUGUGAUUACACUCAGUAUAGACUUAAAGAUAUAAUGUAAAUAAAUUUCUUUAAAAAGAUAAUCUGUAAAUUACAAAUAUAAUAAAAUUAAGUAGUAAACAUCAUUUCAUGCCCGAUUUGGUAUUUGUUUUACGUUUAUGUUUUCUCAUUAUUUUGUCCAUUCUCAAGUCUUGUUUUUGAUUAUAUUUUAGGAUCUUUUCGUGUAUGAUAGAAGUAGUUGUUGCACUUACAUGUGCAUGAGCUUUUUAUUAAUUCUAUGUUUCAGAUGAAAACAAUAAACCGUUUACAUCUAUUAUUUUAAUCUUACAGAUGAAUCAGAGGUCAGAAAUACAGCUAAAGUCAGAGGUCAGAAAUACAGCUAAAGUAUGUGACAUUCCAGAUAUGCCAAAAGCUUUUAUAUUUGAAGAUGAAAAGCGCUAUGAAAUGAACACGGCAGAGGCAUGCAUGCAAAUAAAUAAAUCAAGAAAGAAGAGUAACAUUGGGGAAUCAGCCUUAUGUGAUGAAAGGAAUCUCCCGGACAUGGCCAUUUACACAUCUACUCAACAUACAUUUACUUCUAUAAAGGGAAUAUCAGCCUCAAUGGAAGGAAAUCCCACGGACACCACUAUUAAUGCAUGUCCACAGCAUUCAGAGACAGACUUUAAAACUAUUCAUUGUAGGAAGUAUUAUAACGGGAUCAGUAUUAAACCAGGACAAAAUAAUGUAUCAAUGAUCAGUAAUCAUGGCUGUGUUCAACAUGUGACACACAUCAGAGAUAGGACAUAUAAGUGUUCUAAGUGUCGGAAACACUUUGCUAGUUACUCAGAACUAGUUACACAUCAGUCAGUUCACAAAGGAAAGAAGUUCACGUGUUUGAAAUGUGGGAAAACGUUCUCUACCAAAUACAACCUUGUUGUACACUAUAGGAUUCACACAGGAGAGAAGUUAUUUUCGUGCUCUGAGUGUAAAAGAACAUUUUCUGUAAAAUCAAGUCUUCUCUCACACCAGAGAACACACAAGUCAGAGAAGAUGUUUACAUGCUCUGAAUGUGGAAAAAGUUUCAGAUUUAAAUCAAACCUCACUGAACAUCAGUGAUACACACAGGAGAGAAACCAUUCUCAUGCUCGGAAUGUGGCAUAUGUUUUUCUGCAAAAUCAAGUUUUGUUAAUCAUCAGCAGAGUCAAACAGGAGAGAAACCAUUCCCAUGCUUAGAAUGUGGACAGUGUUUUAACCGUAGGGCACAUCUACAUGCACAUAAGUUGAUUCACACAGGAGAGAAACCAUUCUCAUGUUCAGUAUGUGGGAAAUGUUUUAGGCGUAAGUGGCAAAUGGUUCAACAUCAGAUAAUUCACACACAAGAAACAGUUCACCUGCUCUGAAUGUGGAAAAUCUUUCACUGUUAGUUCAAAUCUUAAGACACACCAGAAAAUUCACACAGGGGAGAAACCAUUUGUGUGUCCUGAAUGUGGUAGGUGUUUUAGAGAAAGGUCUCAUCUCAUCGCACAUGAGACUAUUCACACAAAAGAUAAACCAUUUUCAUGUUCUCAAUACGGAAAAGAUUUUGCCACUAAAUCGAAUCUUGUUAAACACCAGCGAAUUCACACAGGAGAGAAACCAUUCUCGUGUUCUAUAUGUACUAAACAUUUUGCUAAUAGCUCAAAUCGUACGGCGCAUGAGAAGACUCAUAUUGUAUGAAAAAUGAAAAAUCUUUUUCACAAGUGGUCAUGUUUUAAUACAAAAACAUUUUUUUUUUCCUGUGGAAGAUAUCUAAAUAAACAAUUCUAUACUGUAUUUUUAUUUUGUAAUGUAAUUGAAAUUUAUGUGGAUGAUUAUUUGGAGAAAAAAAACAACACAUCGUUAAUAUAUGCUACCAAAGGAUUCUGCACAGCUUGCAAAAUUCGGUUACGGGUGUAAUAAAACUAAAAAUGUAAGUCAAGCUGCAGGUAAAUAAAUUUGGAAGACAUGCAACAUGAGCGAAAACAGGAGAACCAUAUUGACUUCAUUGUAGAUGUGCUGGAGAGAGGUUUAAUAAGCAGGUAUCCAUAACUCAUUUAAUUAUGGCAAUAUUGAACUGUGCAAUAUUACAUAUUUUCUCAUUAUGUUGCGUAAAUGUCAUCUGGCUACAAAUGUUGUUUAAGUUUAGGCACUGUUUUACUUUUUUUAGUUUAUAGGUAUAACUUUGUUGUCAUAUCAGAAUGUGAAAUGUAGGCCCCCACAUUUGCUAAAUGAAAGAGGAAUUCAAAGAGAGAGGAAAAAAAAAACUCCAGUUUCACCUAAUGGUAAGUGUAAAAAUCUAACAUAUAAAGCAGUAAGUUCGGUUGAGAGAUUCCAUAUAUUGGGAUAAUUAUCGAGUUCUUUUUAAAUAGUCCUAAUUUUGAUCCCUCUCCUACCUGAUUUCUGUAACUAUAAGACAUUUAGUUGACACCUAAGUAAAUGAAUCUCUUAUCUGCUGGUGAAAUUAACAAAAUUAACCAUUAUGUUUUAUAAGUAGAACAAAAGUCAUGAGCACUCAAAUAAUAGACGUAUUGUGGACAUGACUCUGGAUUCUCAGUCCAGAAUUAGCAGAUAUGCUAUGAACUGGUACAACACUCCACUCAUCAAACGAGUGUGUGUUUAUCUGCCGUCACAUUCUAUGUUUCUAUAGUGGUAGAGGUUAACACAGUAAAGGAGUUUAAGCAUGCGUGGGAUAGGCAUAAGGCUAUCCUAACUAUAAGAUAAGGCUAGGGACUAAUGAAAGUAUUUAGAAAAUUGGGCAGACUAGCAGGGCCGGACUGGCCCACCGGGAUACCGGGAAAUCGGCUACCGGCCGGGCACUCAAAUGGCAGACACGCCCUACCUGUGGUCAAAGAGAGCUCGAUAGUGGUUUAGGCGGCAGGGGAGCGCUGAUUAGCCUGUUCUUUCUGUGCUCCCCAGCAUCCGGGCCGGGAUAUGACGUCAUAUUCCGGCUCCGGUCUCAGUAAGCAGUGCGCUGGGGAGGGGGAGCAGAGGCAGAACAGCCAGCUCUUCCUGCGGCCGCCAAAACAGCCAGCAAACCCUGCGGCCGCCAAGGGAGCUCCCCACAGCCCCAGGUAGACAUUGUGUGUGUCUGUAUCAUGGUGUGUGUCUGUGUCAUGGUGUGUGUGUCAUGGUGUGUCUGUCUGUGUCAUUCUGUGUGUCUCUGUCUGUCAUGGUGUGUGCGUCUGUGUCAUGGUGUGUGUCUGUGUGUCUCUGUCUGUCAUGGUGUGAGCAUCUGUGUCAUGGUGUGUGUGUGUCUGUCUGUGUCAUGCAAUGUGUGUCUCUGACUGUCAUGGUGUGUGCGUCUGUCUGUGUCACGGUCUGUCUGUGUCAUGGUGUGUGUGUGUUUGUCAUGGUGUGUGUGUUUGUCAUGGUGUGUGUCUGUCUCUGUCAUGUAAUGUGUGUGUGUCUGUGUCACGAUCUUUCUGUGUCUGUCUGUGUCGUGUAUGUGUCUGUGUCAAGGUCUGUGUUAUGGUGUGUGUGUCAAGGUGUGUGUGUCUUUUUUAAGGUGUGUCUGUCAUGGUAUGUGUGUGUCUCUGUCAUGGUAUGUGUGUGUCUGUCUGUCAUGGUGUGUCUGUGUUUCUGUCUGUGUCACGGUGUGUGUCUGUCAUGGUAUGUGUGUGUGUAUGUGUGUUUUUACUCACUUUUUUUUUUUUUCACGUCGUGCUGGUCUCCCCUCAACUGGCCCUGCCUCUACGGCUGAGAUCAUCAAGCUUGAUGAUCUCAGCCAAUCCGCACUGACACAGGAAGCACCUCUAGUGACCGUCUGAGUGUCUGUCACUAGGAAGAAAUGUAAACACUGCCUUUUCUCUAAAAGUCAGUGUUUACAUUGAAAAGCCUGCAGGGACAGGCUAUAGACACCAGAACCACUACAUUAAGCUGUGUGUGCGCGCCUGCUAGUGAGUGGGCUUGCUUGUGUGUGUGUGUGUGCCUGCUACCGAGUGAGCGUGUGUUUUUAUUUUAAUGACCUUAUGUAUAUCAGUGAGAUUGUUUGUCUAUGAGGCUGUGUAUCAAUCAGCUUGUGUCAGUGAGAUUGUCUGUGUCUGCAUGUGAGUAUGCUUACUAUAUAAUUAAAGAUUUUACUCUGAAAGGACCAAUAUUUUAUAUUGGAAAAAGAUAUAUAGAUAUAUAUAUAUAUAUAUAUAUAUAAUAUAUAUCUCAAUCAUCUAGGGUGGCAAGACAUAGCCUUACAUAUUACAUGCGACAAUACAUGGCGCAAUGACUUAUGGGGCUGGCAUAGAUUUUUUUUUUCCAGGGCUGCUUUGGAAUCCCCAGUCCGGCCCUGCAGACUAGAUGGGCCGAAUGGUUCUUAUCUGCCGUCACAUUCUAUGUUUCUAUGUUUCUAUGUUCCUUUAUUGUGGCAUCAUGUAAGGUGACAACAUUUCGAUAGAAGCAGAUCUUUGUUAAGUAAUUUAAAACAUAGCAUUGAAUUUAGUGAUACAGUGUGAGUAGUCAAACAGCCGAUACAAAAAGGUAGAGUCAAUUAAAUUAGCUUAUAUUUAUAGAUAUCAUGAUAUUGUCAAAUGAUAUCUAUAAAUAUAAGCUAAUUUAAUUGACUCUACCUUUUUGUAUCGGCUGUUUGACUACUCACACUGUAUCACUAAAUUCAAUGCUACAAUUUCUGGGGAAAUUGUGUGAAGUGUUCUUGCCUCCACCAGUAGUCUACAACUGGAGUGGCUUGAGUAACUGUUGUGUGGUUGGAGUGGCUGGAGUAACUAUGGAAAGGCUGGACUGGGCAGAGUAACUGUGUGGAGUGUUUGGAGUGAGUAAAGAUAGUAAACAUUACACUAACCAAUUGAUUGAUCAAAUUUAAAAAGUGCACAUGGCAAGCUUAAUAGAGUGAGAAAUGCAUUUCAACCUUCAUUUAUUUAUAUAGCACAGCGUUUUUCCAAACCAGUCCUCAAGACCCACCAACAGUCCAGGUUUUGUUAGUAUCUCCAUUGGAAUUAAACAGGGAAAUACAUAAAUCCUGGACUGUUGGUGGGCCAUGAGGACUGGUUUGGGAACCACUGAUAAAGCACAUUUAAUUGCAACGUUGUUGCCCAAAGUGCUUCACAGUUACAUUAAAACAUACAUUUAUAAAAACAUUAGCAGGUGUACAAAAGGCCCUGUCUAUGACAUCACUUGCUGCUCCAGCCUGGCACAGGUCAGAGUAUUUUGGCAGUUGCCAUUUUCAAACGGUCGUAUUUUACUAUAAAUCCUACAGCAAGGAGCUUUAUAUUGUGAGAAUCACAAGACUCAGACCUACAUUUGAUGCAUAGUAUGUCUCUGAAAUAUUAAAAAUGAAGGCACAGUCGCAGUUUAGAAAUUGCCCUUCAAAUUUGAGCUGGCUAGAGUGGAGUUUUUCAAUGAAUGUCAAUGGACGGCGUGAGUUGCAAACAAAUGGUCAUAUUGUGAAAACUAUCAGGACUAUGGCUUAGCCGAGGACAUGUUUAGUGGCAGCAGGGAUAGCUGAACGUUUUGUUAUAAGAUUUGUGUAGGUGGGCUUGAAAAUGAGGGAGUGGUGGCAGUUUAGAAAUCAUGUCCUAAUUUUUCAGCUUUUGCCAGCUCCCACUCUAGUUUUGAACAUUUUGCCAUUCAUUCCUAUGGGACCAAUUUCGCCACAAGAACGACGAUAUUCCGUGAACCAUUCGGCGAAACGUUCCACAAAGUAAUAGCAAUCCGAUCGGGAACAAUCCGCACGUUUCGGUAUAUUACUGUCUAUGUAGUGUAAAAACUGUGGGAGGAGUUAGGGUGGUAAAUUUGGCUAUAAUAAGAAUAAUAUAUAUGUGAGAUAACAUUAAGUGGUCUUGCUAUGCAAGAACACUUAAUAAUAUAUAUGUGAGAUAACAUUAAGUGGUCUUGCUAUGCAAGAGCACUUAAUAAUAAUAAUAAUAAUAAUUUAUAUGUGAGAUAACAUUAAGUGGUCUUGCUAUCCAGGAACACUUAAUGAUAAUCAUGUACUAAAUGAAGUUGUUAAAAUGCCAGGAGGUCCCUGGAGGCACUCUUACCUCAAGGGGUUAAACCAUUUUUUAUUAUGGUUUAACACCAAAGUUGCCUCAAGCGGCAAUGUCCACUCCCCCUAGGUGGCAUUCAGCAUCAAAAUUUUCAGAUUCAGGAAGCGCAGAGAUGUUCUCAGCCAAUCAGUGGCUCUUCAUUCACUAAACUAGCUUGAGUAAAGUACAUUUGUUCGCAAGCCAGUUUAUUGAAUGGGCAAGAGGUAAGAGUCCCUCCAGGGGCCUCCUGGCACCAUAACAACCUUUUUUAGACAAAGUUGUUUUGGUGUCUGGGGUGUUUCUUUAAUUGACUGUCUUUUUGUAUUAGCUGUCUGAUUAUUUACAUUGUAAACCCAUUGUAACGGAUCACCUGGCACCCCGACUGGGUACCUCAGUUGAAGGAUGCUCCUAGCGCUUCCUGAGAACUCCAGCAGACACCAUAACCACCGUAGACUCCUUCAGGUAGCAAAACAGGAACAAGCUCUUAGUGAUUAUAGCAAGAGAGUAUGACGAGAAUAGCAAUCCCUUGUAGCAGAUUCCCCCAAUAAGAGACAGGACUCUAAAUUGAGGGUGAUGUAGAACUGAAGGUUUAAUGGCAGGCAUUCUCUUUUUAUGCAGUUCUCCCAUGCAAGGGAGACACCAACAGACAAUUAUACAUUAGCCAAUCAAACAAUGGUUACAACCCACAUAUUCCCUCCCCUCUGCUUGGGAGAUAAUUGAGUUACUUACUGUAUCUACUCAAUUAUCUCCAAGUUGCAAAAUCAUACUUUUCAUACAUUUUUAUAACGCCAUGUUUUUACAUACAAUAUGAAUAAAACUCAUGUUUUUAUAAACAGCAUAACAUGGGGACAAACAUAUUCAAAAUUCACUUGAAUCGGUUAAGUGGUUCAGGAGAUAGGUGGAAGUCCUCUUUUUGACCGACCGCACGCACAUUUUUAUGCCUAAAACAUUUCCAGAGAUUUGGGCUGUGCGGUCGGUCUAUUUUAUGCAGAAAAAUAACUAAGUCCCAUUCGAAUGCACAAACGGGGCACUGUUUGUGCAAAUAGCUUAGUAUAACUGUGCGUUCGAAUCGUCGAUCGCACUUCGAUUUUAGCCGAAGUGUCGAAGUGGAGGAGAAGGUAAGGGUCAGCGGUGUUCGUGCAAAUGUGUAGCCGAUUUUAGUUCCAUGGAUUCGUUGGCGCACACGUUCGACUAAAUAAAGAUGGCUGCCGCCACGUGUUCGACUGUACGAACGGCGGCCACCCAGCGGUCGGCAAUUAACCUGCAGUUAACCGCCAGCCUGGGAGGUAAAUUGCCUGCACACUUCCAUUUGCGUGUGGUCCGCCUGUGCAGUAAUUGGUUCGGUAAGCCCCGUUUACCGAAAAAGCCACGAACAAAGUAUUUUAAACAGUCUGGGGACACAGUCUUAAAGGGGCAUUGUUCCCAAAAGUCAUAAUAUGUCCAUACACUGUGCUUAAAGGGCCAGCACUAAUCCGAUACAAGUCCAUAAGCCCAACUAAGUUUCUUAAAGGGCAUCCCAGGGGUCAUAGUCACAGGGCAGGAGGCGGGCAAGCAGCCCCCUCCAAAAACUCAUGGCAAACUCCCUUAAAGGGGUGAGUUUGCUACACCCAUUAUGUAUAAACACAGGAAUCAGCGCUAAAAUGAACCAAUACUAAAAUAGGGAUAGUGUUAGGCAGCAAACCUAAAGAUAGGGUUCCCUCCAAACCCUAUAACCAAGGAUAGUACAAAAUACAAAAUAAAUGAAGGUUGCGCCAAAGCUCACCGUAGUUUUUAUGUGUCCAUUGCCUUCCAACCUCCUCUAGCCAUAUACAGAUUAAAACAAAAGCUAAUAUAGUGCUGCUACCUCGGUUUCAAAUAAUGAAAUAGGCUUGAUAUAAAAUUAAUUUCACACAAACUCACUAUUAUACAGAUGGAAUAAUCUACUGGUGCAUCUCUCCAUUUUCUUAGUGAUCCAUCAUUAAACUGCCAAGAAGCAAUUGUGGUCGGAGUGUCAGAAAUCAAACAACCAGGAAGGUGAUCCAUAAAAAGUGCUGGUUUAUUCAGUGUAAAUAAAGGUUGUUAUAAAACAUGCAGGCAAAAUCACACCCUUAUAGGCUCAAUCCACAAGUGAGGGGGCAAUACAAAGCCAAAAAAGUAUUGCUGGACACUUUUUGAAUUAAAAUUAUUGCUUAUACAGCAACUCUUUUAUGGCUUUAUUUUGUUUUAAAGGUUUAUUUUCUUGAUUUCUUCCUCAUCACUUAUUAAUUAUUUUAGCAAUGGUGUAGGCUUGCACGUGGAAUAUGGGAUGCAAAUAGUGGAAGGAGAGGUUGUCACUGAGACUACAGUAGGUGAAAGAAUAGUUGCUUUGCUGGUAUCAUUUGGUGGCAUCAGUGGAUGUGGUUUUGUGGUCUGCCAAGUACACAGCUGCCCAUCAUAACAGUCAUUGGAGAAGGAGUACAGAGCAACCCAUGAUCCUCUGGGGCCUAUACUCCCUAUACGGAGUUAUCCAGGAAUGUAAGGUAAGAAUGGGUGCAUUGGAGCUUUGCCCUGUUCAUCUUGGGUUUCCUCUAAAGGCAUGCAAAGCAUCAUGGGUGUUGUAGUUCUACAACAUCUGGGAAUCUACCUUUUGGGCACCCCUGUUUUAGACAACUCACAAUGUUGUAGCAGUACAUCAUCUGAUCACAUGAUAUUACAACCCUCCAUUUUAUGAAAAAGUUGCUUAUUGAAAGGGACAUUCUAGAACCUAAAAGUUUUAAGUUUGCCGAAAAGCUUUAUGAGUGAACAGUGCGUCCUCUUCAUUUCAGAUUGCAAAAAUUGCAGACUUUAAUAGAAAUUUACACUUUUAUAAAUUAACCUCAUUACACUUUCAAGCAGACAACAGGUUCUGUUACUUCCUGUAACUAUGCACACACACUACUAUACACACUCAAACAACAUACACAAAAUGACACACAUUGUUAUCACAGUAUACACAUGACAAUACUACACACAAACACAAAGUGUGCACACUGUUACAAACCUUACUCAGAAAUAGUGUACACACACAUUACGACAGUAAUUAUAUUUUACAUUGAUUUUUUGGGGAAAGUUUUGCCCUUUCAAAUGUUUUUUUUUUUUUUUCUAGUAUGUCUCUCCCUGUGAUGAUACAUAUCAUCUGGUGAUACUUUAGUCACCAGAACAACUACAUCUUAUUGUAUUUGUACUGGUGAGGAUAGUCAGGCUUUCUGUAGAAAACGCUGUUCUUUCAGAGAAAAUGUGAUGUUUAGAUUACAGCUUAGGGAUACCUCCACUGACCACUCCUCAGAUAGCUACUAGAGGUGCUUCCUGGGGUAGUGUUGCACAGUGUGACUGACAUUCAGUGUCUCCACCCUCUGCAUGAGAAGAUGCUGAUUGGCAAGGGUGCUGUUUGGCUUGUGCUGGCUCUGCAUCUGAUCUUCCUCAUUGAGAACCUCAGCCAAUCCAAUACUUUCCUAUGGGAAUCAUUGUAAUUGGCUCAGAUUAACACUUCUGAUUAUUUCAGCCAAGGAGGCGGAUCAGGGACAGAGCCAGCACCAGCAGAAUGGAAUAAAAGUAAGUUUUCACGAUAUUUAGAAGGGUUAGGGGGACCAGGGGGACUAGAUGGUGUUUUUAACACUAUAGGGUCCGGAAUACAUGUUUGACCCUAUAGUGUACCUUUAAUUAUGCUAACUAGCCUGUUCUGUAUAUUGCAAAGUGGCAAUUGUACCAGGUGUGUACUGCAACAUUCCCCCAAAAUGGCCCAGGAAUCUAAAGCACAUGUUCAAUACUGCAAAAGGUCAUUCAGUGAAACCUCAGGUUGUGAUUUCGUAAAAAAUCUGAACUUCUUUCACCAGACUAGUAUAUUGUAAUAUACAGUUAAGUGCUAAUCCCCUAGAAUUGUUAUCUAUGUUAUUUACUAUGUCAAACAUAUAUUCUUACAUUAUUAAAAAAAUUAGCUUGAUGACAUUUUACAGCAAAGCUCGAUACUAAUACAUGAUUUAUAUUAAAGGAAGCACAUCAUAUAUUUAAUGCUUUCAUAGCUAAAUCCCCAAGUUACCUAAUCUGAUUUAAUUCUCAUUGCAUUAAUCAGUUUUUGCCAAAUCCCUCCUCUUUUUGAUUCAGGGACCCAUUCCAGAACCUGAAAUUUAAGAAAGGUUGUGUUUCUCAUUGUCUAAGUGUGCAGGUACUGGUAACUCUGUGAAUCAAAUCCUCAAUCCCUCACCCCCCCCCCCUUUUUUUUCUUCCCUUUUUUCAAUUUUUUAACCUUCCUUAUAGCAAUGCCCAGCAGGAAGGCUGAGCUAAGUAGCCCACUUAUUAUUAUUAUUAUUAUUAGCCAACAACAAUUCUCUCCUUUUCCUUUUUAUAUUUUUUAUUUUCCUUCUUUCUCCUUUUUUUCAAAUACUCUGCUCCUUCUUUCUCCUAUUCUACAAGUAUUUUUUUGAUCUUUUCCUUUUUAUCUCCUUUUUUUUUAUGCUUUUCUUUUACCUUUCUUAUGGCAAUGUACAAAAGUAAGGCUGAGCUAGUUAGCCCACUUAUCAUUAUUAGCCAACAACAAUUCUCUCCUUGUCCUGCCUAUAACUUUUCUUUCUCCUAUUUUACAACUGCUCCGCUUCUGCCUGUCCCUGCUACCGUGCAUCAGCUCCCACUCCUCCCCUUCCUCUUCCCACGUGUUACACUAGCUCGUGUUGGCAUGUUCGCACACGCAUACACGCGUUCUCUUGUUCGCGUGCACGCAUUCUCAUGUUUGCAUGAGUUUGCGCGUGUUCAUACUUUCAUGUGUGUUUGUGCACUCGCGCCCGCCCGCCCACUCUCUCAAAAGGAGGAUUUAGCAUUAGCUUGUUGUGCCGUCGAAAUCCCUACCGGCCACCUGGAAUCCUGAAACGUCCACUAGUGGGCGGUAGGGACCAGGCUGACGACCCAUGGGUUAAAGUAACACUAUAGUGUUAGGAAUACAAACAUCCUCUGUAUUUAGUCCCAAGACCAGAACACCUGGGGUGUACGAACAGCUAUAAACUGGAAGAAAACUGAUAUUAGCAAUAUUUACAGCGAGUAGGCAGGAAGCAUGACACUCACUUUAUGCCAAACCCUCUGUAAAUUGAUUAAUAUGUAGCCGGGGUACAUACAGUUUAUCAUGGUACUCACCUGCCUGGUUACAUUCUAAAUGCAUGUAUACAAACUAAUCUGGCAGCAUGCCAUGUGCACAAUGCAUGCAGGGCUACCAGCUUACCAUGUUUGUACAGUUUUUACCAUAUAUAUAUAUAUAUACUUCUCCUGGAGAUAUGUGAAAUGUUUACAGACCAAGAAUAAAACCAGUGUAGCUCUUAAGGUAUAUCUGCAGUGAAUAUGUACAUUCUGGCAAUAUGCCAAACCAAAGAAUUCACUUAUCAUUCUGAAUAUAAAGACAGCAGCUGCAGCUCACAUUAGAUAGCCAGUAACCACGACAACAGAUCUGAAAACAUGGUCAGUGCUGUUUGUUGGUGCUCUGGUGUUUAGAACUCUACACUAAUCCUAGCAGGAGGAUGGGAAGGGGUUUGACUCUCACACACACUAAUCCCAGGGAGACCCAGGCAGGUCUGGCAUUAGCUUCCUGAUGCAGUGAGCUCAGUGGGGGAGCUCAGGCUGCUGCAGGUCAGUACUAAUUAUACUGCCAAUGGGUCACAAUAUUCAGCUGGUUAUAGAAAUGUAUAUUCAUAUAGUGUUAUUACAUUGCAGAGAGCUGGGCUCCUUCUAAUAUGAUCUGCUCAAAGGAUCCACAGAAAUAAAUAUUCAUGUAAUGUGCAGUGUAUGAGUGUAUCACAGAGCUCCACAGCAAUGUAACCCUUAGUAAUGUGCAGUGUAUGAGUGUAUCACAGAGCUCCACAGCAAUGUAACCCUUAGUAAUGUGCAGUGUAUGAGUGUAUCACAGAGCUCCACAGCAUGUAACCCUUAGUAAUGUGCAGUGUAUCACAGAGCUCCACAUCAAUGUAACCCUUAGUAAUGUGCAGUGUAUGAGUGUAUCACAGAGCUCCACAGCAAUGUAACCCUUAGUAAUGUGCAGUGUAUGAGUGUAUCACAGAGCUCCACAGCAAUGUAACCCUUAGUAAUGUGCAGUGUAUGAGUGUAUCACAGAGCUCCACAGCUAUGUAACCCUUAGUAAUGUGCAGUGUAUGACAGAGCUCCACAGCUAUGUAACCCUUAGUAAUGUGCAGUGUAUGAGUGUAUCACAGAGCUCCACAGCAAUGUAACCCUUAGUAAUGUGCAGUGUAUGAGUGUAUCACAGAGCUCCACAGCAAUGUAACCCUUAGUAAUGUGCAGUGUAUGAGUGUAUGAAGAGCUCCACAGCUAAACCCUUAGUAAUGUGCAGUGUAUGAGUUGUAACCCUGUAAUGUGCAGUGUAUGAGUGUAUCACAGAGCUCCACAGCAAUGUAACCCUUAGUAAUGUGCAGUGUAUGAGUGUAUCACAGAGCUCCACAGCUAUGUAACCCUUAGUAAUGUGCAGUGUAUGAAUGUAUCACAGAGCUCCACAGCAAUGUAACCCUUAGUAAUGUGCAGUGUAUGAGUGUAUCACAGAGCUCCACAGCAAUGUAACCCUUAGUAAUGUGCAGUGUAUGAGUGUAUCACAGAGCUCCACAGCUAUGUAACCCUUAGUAAUGUGCAGUGUAUGAGUGUAUCACAGAGCUCCACAGCAAUGUAACCCUUAGGAAUGUGCAGUGUAUGAGUGUAUCACAGAGCUCCACAGCAAUGUAACCCUUAGUAAUGUGCAGUGUAUGAGUGUAUCACAGAGCUCCACAUCAAUGUAACCCUUAGGAAUGUGCAGUGUAUGAGUGUAUGAGUGUAUCACAGAGCUCCACAUCAAUGUAACCCUUAGUAAUGUGCAGUGUAUGAAUGUAUCACAGAGCUCCACAGCAAUGUAACCCUUAGUAAUGUGCAGUGUAUGAAUGUAUCACAGAGCUCCACAGCAAUGUAACCCUUAGUAAUGUGCAGUGUAUGAAUGUAUCACAGAGCUCCACAGCUAUGUAACCCUUAGUAAUGUGCAGUGUAUGACAGCGCUCCAGAGCAAUGUAACCCUUAGUAAUGUGCAGUGUAUGACAGCUCCACAGCAAUGUAACCCUUAGUAAUGUGCAGUGUAUGAGUGUAUCACAGAGCUCCACAGCUAUGUAACCCUUAGUAAUGUGCAGUGUAUGACAGAGCUCCACAGCUAUGUAACCCUUAGUAAUGUGCAGUGUAUGACAGCGCUCCACAGCAAUGUAACCCUUAGUAAUGUGCAGUGUAUGAGUGUAUGACAGUUCCACAGCAAUGUGACCCUUAGUAAUGUGCAGUGUAUGAGUGUAUCACAGAGCUCCACAGCUAUCUAAGCCUUAGGAAUGUGCAGUGUAUGAAUGUAUCACAGAGCUCCACAGCUAUGUAACCCGUAGUAAUGUGCAGCGUAUGAGUGUAUCACAGAGCUCCACAGCAAUGUAACCCUUAGUACUGUGCAGUGUAUGAGUGUAUCACAGAGCUCCACAGCAAUGUAACCCUUAGUAAUGUGCAGUGUAUGACAGAGCUCCACAGCAAUGUAACCCUUAGUAAUGUGCAGUGUAUGAAUGUAUCACAGAGCUCCAAAGCAAUGUAACCCUUAGUAAUGUGCUGUGUAUGAGUGUAUCACAGAGCUCCACAGCAAUGUAACCCUUAGUAAUGUGCAGUGUAUGACAGAACUCCACAGCAAUGUAACCUUUAGUAAUGUGCAGUGUAUGACAGAGCUCCACAGUCAGUGACUGAAAUUAAGCAGCAUACUAAAAAAAGAGUAACAAAAUUAUCUAUAUGUAUAAUUAAUUUCUCCCCACAUCUUACACUGACGAGCCAUAACAUUAAAAACAUCGACCUAAUAUUAUGUAGGUCCCUCUCGUGCUGCCAAUACAGCUCUAAUGUAUCAAGACAUGGACUCAACAAGACCUCUGAACGUGUCCGGUUGGAUCUGACAUCAAUACAUUAGCAGCAGAUCCAGUGGAAGAGGUCACUGCCAUCGGGGAAUACCAUUGCUAUGAAGGUGUGUACAUGGUCUGCAACAAUCUCUAGGUAGAUGUUAAGCAUCAAAGUAAUAUCCAAUGGCAGAACCCAAGGUUUCCCAGCAGAAUAUUGCCUAGUGCAUAACACUGCCUCCGCCGGCCUGCCUUCUUCCUACUGCGAUCCACCUGAUCUAAAAGAAAAUAUUGCUCCAUGGUCCAGUUCUGAUGCUCACAUCCUCAUUGACUGCAUUUUUAGCAGUGGACAUGGGCCAUCAUGGGCACUCUAACUGGCCUGUGGCUACGCAGCCCCAUACGCAGCAAACUGUGAUGCACUGGGUGUUCUAAUACCUUUAUGUCAUGGCCACCAUUAAGUUUUUCAGCAAUUUGAGCUACAGUAUCUCUUCUGUGUGAUCGUAACAGACAAGCUAGCCUUUGCUUCCUACGUGCAUCACUGGGCCUUGGACAACUGUGAUGUAAGUUCACCGGUUGACCUUCCUUGCACCACUUUUGGUAGGUACUAACCACAAUACACCGAGAACACCCCACAAUACUUUCUAUUUUGGUGAUGUUCUCACCCUGUUGUCUAGCUGUCACUAUUUGGCCCUUGUCAAAGUCACUCAGAUCUUUUCUCUUGUCCAUUUUUCCUGUUUCCAACACAAGGAAUUCAAGAACUGACUCUUCACUUGCUGCCUAAUACAUCCCACCACAUGACAGGUGACAUUGUAAUUAUAUAAUCAAUGUUAUUCACUUGUCAGUAGUUUUAAUGUUGGGGCUGAUCAGUAUAUAUCUUUUUUUUUUUUUUCUUUGAAUUCUUUAUUUUUGUGGGUAUGCAAGUAUUAAUUGCAUUUUACAACAUGUGCAUAAAGGAUAACAUGUAUUAAAUACAUUCCAAAUAAUCAGCAUAUAACAUAGACAAUAUUGCACAGGUGCUAUGCCACCCGGUUUUUAUAGGGUAAUCUCUGCUUUACUCCCUCGUGCUGGAAGCCGUGGAAACAUUGGAAACAUGUAGUACCUUGGAGGGGGCCGGUAAAUAGCGUUAUGCGCCCUGCUCAGAGGCAUUGGGGCUGUGGACCUAGCCUAGGCGCGUGUGUGGGAAGUGCGGGUUUGUUGGCCAUUGGCCUGUCAAUGGUUUGGUGCGGGCCCCAGCGUAUCAGGCUGGAUGUGUGGUAUAUCGUUGCUCCUGUAGUCGGGAGCCUAUGGGUACCCUGCACGGGCUUGAGGGGGUGGGGGGUAGAUCUGCUUAGUCAACAUCGCUGGUUAUCUGCUUGCAGAGCCAGUAUCAUUAGUGUGUCUGGCACCCUGAGACAUUUAGGAACUGAGAACUGGAAAUGUGUAAAAACAACAACUAAACUUAAUUAAACUUAAUAAUCCACAUUGCCUAUAAAAUGAGAGUGAAGUCCUGGCAAGUGUGGUUUACAUGCAUUGUCCCAAGUAUAGUCCCGUUUCAGGGCACCUGUGACAGGUUGAAGGUGCACUUGCGUUUACGAUCGCUUGUCUUGUGUUGGUGAGUCUGUUGCCCUCAGCGUUGCUUCUCUGGGUACAAAUGGGGUUAUUUCGUCGACGUUCCAUGCUGGGCUGGAUCCUGUUGCUGCGGCCGGUAGUGGGAGUCCCAGGGACUGGAGAAACGUGCGUGCUUCGGAUCUGUGUGUCAGGUGGACCGUUUUGCCAGCGUGUUCCGUUGUUAAGCGGUGAGGUCCCCAUUUAUAGGGGAUAGCAUGUUCCCUCAGCAGCGAGGUGAUGUGGCGGAGGGAUCUGCGCCAGGUAAGUGUAUGCCGUGACAGGUCUCUAUAGAAAGUCAGGCUUUCUCCCUCAAAUGCGACCGUGGGAGAGCCUCUCGUAGCUCCCAUGAGGGCCCCCCGAUCAGAAUCCCUGACAAAUUUAAUCAGCACAUCCCUUGGUGCCUCCUGGGGAGCUUUAGGUGCUUUCGGGAUGCGAAAGCAGGAGUCAAUCCCUACUUGCUUUGCUUGCUUGGGGAUCAAUAAGGUUGCUAGUAGCCUCCUGCAAUAGUGUGGCAGCUCCUGGUUCACGACCGAUUCGGGCACUCCCCUGAUCCGUAGGUUUCUAGCUUUAGUUUUGUCCUCCAUUCCCGCCAACUGUGCUGUCAGCGUUGCAUAUUGCUUUUGUAAGAGUCCCUGAGCUGUGUCUGCAGCCGCCUGUGCCAUCCUUCUAUUCCCGAGGGAUUCCUCAAUGGAGACCACGCGGCCUGUAAGCGUGGAGAUUUCCCCAUGGACCAGCGCCAUAUCAGUGUCGAACAUCGCCUUGAUGUUCAGCGUUAGUGCUUUUAUAUCAGCUUUUUUGGCGGGUGCUGCGUCGCCUAGAUCUUUAGGCUGCUGAAAUGUGGUGUGUACCUUGUUGGGGGCAUGAAAAGAGUCAGAGACGCUAUCUUCGUCUGAUGAUUGUGGAGUAUAGGCCUCCAUCGGCGCCAUCUUGCCGGGUUCUUGCCGCUGAGACGGCCGCAUAAAAGUGCCAAUAUCUUUUGACCCCGAGCCAGGAUCUGUUCUGCCUUUCUUUGUUUUUUUCCCCAUAGAAUAGGGCACUCUGUGGAUCAGAUUGUCGGAUCCCAGAGGCUAAUUUUGUAGCGGUUUUGUCCUUUCUUUUGGAUCUCAUGUUAGGAGCUGUCGUGGAGUGCGACUUGCUCUUUCAGGCGCUGGCUCCGCCCCCCCAGUAUAUAUCUUAAUAGUAAUGAUGCUGGCAUGGAUUAUCCCCAAUCAAUCACACAUGGUCAUCCUGACUAUGGUGACCCUGUCAGAACAUGAUUGACACUCCAACACAUUGGAUUCUCUGACAGUGUGGUGACACUGCCAGAAAUUUACAGUCAUUCACAUCUGUUUAGUUGACAAUAUGGUGACCGUAGAAUUACCACAAUCCACCACUUGUCAACAAUCUGUCAGAUCUGUAAUACAUUGCUGGGUUCAAUCCAGGGCCGUCUUGAAUAACGAAUGGACCCUGGGCAAGUGUUUGAUUGGGCCCCCUGUGCCCUGCCGCUCUCGCCCCUCACUCCCUGGUAUGCAGUCACGGCAUCCAUCCCAACGCAGUGGCGGUACUAAAGUAGAAUGAAUUUUAUUGGGACCCCCAAUUGCAAGGUUGGACUAAAGGUAGAACCCCAUCUGUCGUGCAACUCCAACAAUGCUUUGACAGCUGGGACUCUACCAAUUUCCCAUGCUUGCAGGGUUGUAUUUAGCACUGAGCCAUGUUAGUAUGUUUGAAUGUAAGCAUGUGUUUGUAUGGAGUAUGUUUGUGUGAAUGUGUUUGUAUGUGGUACUGGAGUUUGAAUGCAAGUGUGCAUUUAUGUGUAGUGUUUGUUUUUGAAUGUAGGAGUGUGCUUGUAUGUAGUGUUGACGUUUCAAUGCAGGAGUGUGUUUUAUAUGUAGUGUUGAAGUUUGAAUGGAGGGGUGUAUUUGUAUUUAAAGUUGCGGCUCAGAUGCACAGGUACACACUCUGACGCACAAGCAGAUACACAGAUACAUACACUGACUACAUACAGAUAAACAGGCACAUACACUGACAGACACACUGACACAGGUACACAGGCCCGGACUGGCCAUCGGGCACACCGGGCAAAUGCCCGGUGGGCCGCGGUGGCCAUGGGCCGAGGCCGGCAGGGGAGGUCCCAGGAUCUCCCCUGCCGGUCUAUGCAGGGCCGGCACUCUCCUAGCGCCGGCCCCGCUGUUGGCCACGACGGGCCGGUGGGGAGAUCAAAGCUCUCCCUCACCGGCCCAAAUGCGGCCGCCGGCGGGGAGGGAGGGAGCCAGCCAGGCUGGAGAGAGGACCCGGCGGAGCUCUAAUAUGCAUCUCCGCCGGGUUCCUCUCGCGAGAUCCGGCGUGUUGCCAUGGCAACAACCGGAUCUCGCGAGAGUGAACUCUAGCCUGACAGGCUAUGCGGGCUAGAGUUCACUCACCCACGAGGACCACCAGGGAACACCGCCUCCCAGCGUGCCGGUCCCCCCUCUCCCAGGCUAAAGGUAAGAAGGGAGGGGGGGACAUAAUGCCUGUUUUUUUAUUUUAUUUUAAUUUUAUUUUAUUUACCCCCCUACACACACACAAUAACAUUUAUACAGCACUCUCACACCCAUCACACUCACAGCACUCUCACAGAGCACUCUCACACACACACAGCACUCUUACACCCAUCACUUUAAUACACACAGCACUCUCACACGGCACUCUCACCCCCGGCACUCUAGCCACUCUAAUGAGCUUAAUGAAGUGGUCUUGGUGCCAGAUCCUUCUAGGGUUAACCCAUUGUUUUAUAAACAUAGCAGUUUCAGAGAAACUGCUAUGUUUAUCAAUGGGUUAAGCCUUCCCCCAAAGCCUCUAGCAGCUGUCUCAUUGACAGCCGCUAGAGGCGCUUGCGUGCUUUUCACUGUGAAAAUCACACUGAGAGCAUGCAAGCGUCCAUAGGAAAGCAUUAUAAAUGCUUUCCUAUGCGACCGGCUGAAUGCGCGCGCAGCUCUUGCCGCGCGUGCGCAUUCAGCCGACGGGGCGGAUUGGAGGAGGAGAGCUCCCCGCCCGGCGCUGGAAAAAGGUAAGUUUUAACCCCUUUCCAGAGCCGGGCGGGAGGGGGUCCCUGAACCAAAUAUGCAUCACAUUACACCACAAACACAACACGACUAAAACCGACCUUAUUACACAAUACCACACCACGACCAGCUAACUCUACACACACGCAAUACCACAAGCAGGCUCCAAACACAUGCACAAUACUCUUUCCUGGCCCUUUUGUCUCCUGGUAUCCAUUUAUAGAGACACCAGAGACAAGUUGCAAGGAAACACAGUGCAAGCAUGUUAUUAAAUUUGCUUGCACUGUGCAGAACAAAUACAGGACUUUUUUCUCAUGCUAGAGCUCUUCAGCAGAGCUCUGCGCAUGGUCUGCCCUGGAAGAGCAUUGAACCAACAUGCUCACUUUGAGAGGAGGCGUGUUUGUCAUUGGUGAUGACAAAACACACCUCCUCUGCCCCGCCCCCUUUUUAGUGGGCUGCUGUGUUAAAAAAAUGCCCGGGCCGAAUUUUUCUCCCAGUCCGGCCCUGCAGGUACAUAUAUUGACACACACACAGACACAUACACUGGUAGACGUACUGACAGACAUACUGACACAGGCACAUAUACAGACAUACUGACACACAGACACAUAUACCGACAUACUGACACACACACACACAGACACAUACACUGAUCAACAUACUGACACACAUACACUGACAGAAAUACUGACACCCACACACUGACAGAUAUACUGACACCCACAUACAGGCACAUACACUGACACACACAGACUGAUAUACUGACACACACACACACAGACAUACUGGCACACAGACAGAUAUACUGACACAUGCAUACACAUGCACUAACAGACAUACUGACGCACUGACAGACAUACUGACACACACAGAUAUACACACACAUAUAUACUGACACACAGACAUACUGACACACACACACAGACAUGCUGAUACACUAACACACACAUACACUAACACACAAACACACACACUAACACACAUACACACACUAACACACAUACACACACACACAAACACAUAAACACACACAUACAUACACUAACACACACAUAUAUACACUAACACACACACAAACACAUACACUAACACACACAUUUAUUUAUUUUUUUAAUUUAAUCCCCCCAACCUCCUUACCUUUUGGAGUGCUGGGGGGAAUUCCCUGGGGUCCAGUGGUGCUGCUGGGCUCCUGGGCGGGUGGCCGGUCGGGCAGGAAGGCGGGCGCGCGAGGCAGCACUCACCGCUUCCUCUUCAGCUCCCUCGUGCGCCGCGUAGGGAUGCCGGCGCCGGAAGAUGAUCGCCAUUCGCUCCCAGAUCAGUGCGCGCGAGGAGCUGAAGAGGAAGCAGUGAGUGCUCCCUCACAGCCGCUUCUUCCCGUUCGACCGCCAUCAUUGGUCAAGGGGCCUGUGGGUAGGUGUCACCCCCCCAGAGAAACUGGGCCCGGGGCAGCUGCCCCGUUUGCCCCGCGUUAAAGACGGCCCUGGUGCAAUCUCAAGGGGCCCCAUUAGUAGUAACAAAAGACACACAACACCAGUUAUAAAACCAUUUUACUCCACCCAGGUAAAUCUGACAUCUAUUUCUGUAGUGAGAGACCCAAGGAAAUUACUUUAGCUCUCUAUCCCUAUUAUUACAGAACAUAUAUAUCAACCUGAAAUGGAGGGAUGCCCCCCUGCCCCCAUUUCAGGUUAAUUUUAAAUAAUAAAUUAGAUAGAUAUCUAUCUACACCAUAUAUAUUUUCACAUUGCAUACUGAGGGUAUUCUAACGAUUAUUCUUAUUCUUCUAGGAGGACCAGAGGUUGAUAUUGUGCAACAGAAAAACUCCUUGAUAAUGAACAAAUGCAGGAAUCAGAUGGCUGAGAGGAUAUUGAAUCUCGCUCUGGACAUCAUCUACCUGCUGACUGGAGAGGUGAGGGAUUCUGGGUAAUGUCAGUAUGGAGAUCAUCUACCUGCUGACUGGAGAGGUGAGGAGGGAUUCUGGGUAAUGUCAUUAUGGAGACUGGAGAGGUGAGGGAUUCUGGGUAAUGUCAUUAUGGAGAUCAUCUACCCGCUGAAUGGAGAGGUGAGGGAUUCUGGGUAAUGUCAUUAUGGAGAUCAUCUACCCGCUGACUGGAGAGGUGAGGGAUUCUGGGUAAUGUCAGUAUGGAGAUCAUCUACCUGCUGGCUGGAGAGGUGAGGGAUUCUGGGUAAUGUCAGUAUGGAGAUCAUUUACCUGCUGACUGGAGAGGUGAGGGAUUCUGGGUAAUGUCAGUAUGGAGAUCAUCUACCUGCUGACUGGAGAGGUGAGGGAUUCUGGGUAAUGUCACCAUGGAGAUCAUCUACCUGCUGGCUGGAGAGGUGAGGGAUUCUGGGUAAUGUCAGCAUGGAGAUCAUCUACCUGCUGGCUGGAGAGGUGAGGGAUUCUGGGUAAUGUCACCAUGGAGAUCAUCUACCUGCUGGCUGGAGAGGUGAGGGAUUCUGGGUAAUGUCAGUAUGGAGAUCAUCUACCUGCUGACUGGAGAGGUGAGGGAUUCUGGGUAAUGUCAGUAUGGAGAUCAUCUACCUGCUGACUGGAGAGGUGAGGGAUUCUGGGUAAUGUCAGUAUGGAGAUCAUCUACCCGCUGACUGGAGAGGUGAGGGAUUCUGGGUAAUGUCAUUAUGGAGAUCAUCUACCCGCUGACUGGAGAGGUGAGGGAUUCUGGGUAAUGUCAUUAUGGAGAUCAUCUACCCGCUGACUGGAGAGGUGAGGGAUUCUGGGUAAUGUCAUUAUGGAGAUCAUCUACCUGCUGACUGGAGAGGUGAGGGAUUCUGGGUAAUGUCAGUAUGGAGAUCAUCUACCUGCUGACUGGAGAGGUGAGGGAUUCUGGGUAAUGUCACCAUGGAGACCAUCUACCUGCUGACUGGAGAGGUGAGGGAUUCUGGGUAAUAUCAGUAUGGAGAUCAUCUACCUGCUGACUGGAGAGGUGAGGGAUUCUGGGUACGUCACCAUGGAGAUCAUCUACCUGCUGACUGGAGAGGUGAGGAUUUGGGUACGUCACCAAGGAGACUACUCCACCUGCUGACUGGAGAGGUGAGGGAUUCUAAAGGUAAUAAGCCACUAUGGAGACUACUUCCACCCAAGCCGGCCGAGAGGUGAGGGAUUCUGGGUAAUGUCAGUAUGGAGAUCAUUUACCUGCUGACUGGAGAGGUGAGGGAUUCUGGGUAAUGUCAGUAUGGAGAUCAUCUACCUGCUGACUGGAGAGGUGAGGGAUUCUGGGUAAUGUCAUUAUGGAGAUCAUUUACCUGCUGACUGGAGAGGUGAGGGAUUCUGGGUAAUGUCAAUAUGGAGAUCAUCUACCUGCUGACUGGAGAGGUGAGGGAUUCUGGGUAAUGUCACCAUGGAGAUCAUCUACCUGCUGACUGGAGAGGUGAGGGAUUCCGGUUAAUGUCAUUACGGAGAUCAUCUACCUGCUGGCUGGAGAGGUGAGGGAUUCUGGGUAAUGUCAUUAUGGAGAUCAUCUACCUGCUGUCUUGAGAGUGAGGGAUUCUGGGCUGGGCCAGUAUGGAGAUCAUCUACCUGCUGACUGGAGAGGUGAGGGAUUCUGGGUAAUGUCAUUAUGGAGAUCAUCUACCCGCUGAAUGGAGAGGUGAGGGAUUCUGGGUAAUGUCAUUAUGGAGAUCAUCUACCCGCUGACUGGAGAGGUGAGGGAUUCUGGGUAAUGUCAGUAUGGAGAUCAUCUACCUGCUGGCUGGAGAGGUGAGGGAUUCUGGGUAAUGUCAGUAUGGAGAUCAUUUACCUGCUGACUGGAGAGGUGAGGGAUUCUGGGUAAUGUCAGUAUGGAGAUCAUCUACCUGCUGACUGGAGAGGUGAGGGAUUCUGGGUAAUGUCAGUAUGGAGAUCAUCUACCUGCUGGCUGGGGAGGUGAGGGAUUCUGGGUAAUGUCAUUAUGGAGAUCAUCUACCUGCUGACUGGAGAGGUGAGGGAUUCUGGGUAAUGUCGUUAUGGAGACCAUCUACCUGCUGACUGGAGAGGUGAGGGAUUCUGGGUAAUGUCACCAUGGAGAUCAUCUACCUGCUGGCUGGAGAGGUGAGGGAUUCUGGGUAAUGUCGUUAUGGAUACCAUCUACCUGCUGACUGGAGAGGUGAGGGAUUCUGGGUAAUGUCACCAUGGAGAUCAUGUACCUGCUGGCUGGAGAGGUGAGGGAUUCUGGGUAAUGUCAUUAUGGAGAUCAUCUACCUGCUGGCUGGAGAGGUGAGGGAUUCUGGGUAAUGUCACCAUGGAGAUCAUCUACCUGCUGGCUGGAGAGGUGAGGGAUUCUGUGAAAGUAACACUGACAUCAACAUCACCAGUUUCUCAGUCUCUGCAAAAGGAAACCGGGCCUUCCAGUCAUUAAUAUGUGACACGUGUGAGGCAUUGUAUUUAGCAAUUGGUAGAAUUGCACAAAAGCUAAGAACUGGAAGGUAUUUGUAUGUAGGGAGAGGCAGAACAGGUGAUAUAUCUAUUGUGGAAAUAUAAAGUGCCUCUCUGUCACUUCUUUAAGAAGUAUAGGGGGAGGGGGAAGAGGUGUUUCAGGUAGGUUGGCUGAUCGUCUACCCUAAGUUAAGUAUUGUCAACUUUACAACAUGCAGUCACAUAUGAAUUUUUGCCAGAGGAACCAAGUAAAUGUGAAUUAAGAAUGGAUUGAGGCAAAAAUGCUGUUGACUUCUCCUUUGCUCUAAUCUCUGCCAAUUUAGAGAUUAAUUGGUAUAUGAUUGGUGCCUGUAGGCAUUUCCAUAGAAUGGGGAUCAGGGACUUGGCAGCAUUUAGCAUAGAUCUUGUUAGAUGUUUUUGUAUUUUAAAUUAAAGACCUGCUUUGGUGUAAUAACAUGUGUUCAGGGGAGAAUGGUUGUGGGGUACCAUGAUCAUCCUUAUGUUACUGUGGGCUUGCUUCUAAAACCAUGUGAUGGUGAGACAGGUCUAAAACACGUAAAAAACAAAGAAAAGAAAAAGUUACCUGCGCUCUCUCCUUAAUCCCUAUGUAUAUUUAUACAAAUGGAGGUCAUUUAGUUGCUCCAAUGGCCAUUGGAGGGAAUGCCCGCCUGCCAACGUCAAGGCAGACCCCCCUAAGCGGGUCCUAACACUGACCCUUCAGCCUGCUUCCUUGAGCUUCUGGCAAAGAUAUCUCUAAUGAGACAGAGAGGGGUAUUUUUUAUAUACACCCCCUAUAUACUUGUAACGGCACCCCCAGGCAUAAAAGGGUCAAACCGUCGUUUAGAAGAUCUUCCCCUUCCAGAGACACAGGCAGCUACUGUAGACACCAAUCCACCGAACCGGAGAAGCAUAUGAAUGCUCUCAAGCACAUGAAUGCUGUAAACAGCUGAAUAGGAAAAACCAUAUAAAUAGGUUUACACUCCUAGCAGUCAAACUGGAACAGCAUACAAUAAAUCCCCCCAAGAACGAGACAAGCUCCGUUUUGAGGGUCAAGCAGGAACAGAUUUACUGGGGCUACCUGCCCAGCUUUUAUGCAUGUCUCCCACCUGGUGGACACUCCUCCAGUGGACAGUGGCGAGGCUGGUUUCGCCACAUUUCUCCCCUUUCCUAUCCAGACUAACAGGGUAUCUGACCUCCUGUCGGUCAGUGCUCUGGUUAGUCCAGCAACCCACCCACAAAACAGAAUCCGCAGUAUAACCCACCCACCAGAAUUGGUUACUACACCUGGGGCAGUGUCCAAGAGCUCCACUUCGGCUCUGGGGGGUACUAGCGUUCCAUGUCCAAGAGCUCCACUUCGGCUCUGGGGGGUACUAGCGUUCCGGAUCGGUGGGUUGCUGAGUGGGCAGAGACCAGCGGUACUCUGCCCUGCUGCCAGCGCUACCACGGGAGUAGCCUGGUUGGAGCCCAGUUGAGGGAAUGGCGUAAUAGGCUCCUCACUCUGGACCUGGUACUGCUGCUGGAGGGCAAGACAGGCUGUCUCCCCUUUGGAUGAACAUCCUUGCUGCCGGGGAACAGGACCGACCGUCCCUAGCCCCUGUGAGGCAUGUGCAGAGACCACGGUCCCAUCUGCACUGGUGGGGGGCUUAUCUCCCCUUGGUGGGCUAGGCUGCCGUUGGGGAGAGUGGGUAGCAAGUUCCUCUCCCUUACCCACUUUCUGUCGCUGGGGAGAGGGGAUGACAAGCUCUUCUCCCUGACUCUCUCUCUGCUGGUGGAGGGGGGGACCAACUGUCUCCCCUUUCAAUAUACUGUCCUGCUGCUGGGGGACGAGACCUACUGCCUCAUCUGCCCCAUCUGGGAGAAUAGGGUCUCCCCCUUGUACGUUAAGCUCCCGCUGGGGAGAGGGGGUAACAAGCUCCUCUCCCAUAUAUACUUCCAACCGCGGGGGAGGGAGACCGACUGUCUCCGCUCCCAGUACAGAGUCCUGCCGCUGGGGAAUGGAGACUGGGCUCCCAAUUCCCUGCAGAUCACACUGCUGCUGGGGAAUGGAGACUGGGCUCCCAAUUCCCUGUAGAUCACACUGCCGCUGGGGAUCUGAGCCAACCGCCCAGCAUCCCUGUAGCUCACCCUGCCACUGGGGAGGGAGGACGCUGCUCUCCUCUCCCUGCAAGGUACUUCCGCUGGGGGACAGGACCAACUGUCUCUGCCCCCUGUAACUCAACCUGCCGCGUGGUAAAAUCUCUGUCAAACUGCUCCUUAGUGUAGCUGGGUGCCAUGCUUGCUCUGCUGCAGUUGCUUCUUUUGUAGAUAGGGGCGCUGUACGGGUACUAGCGUUGCCCUCAAUUUGUAAGUCCAGGGGAUGGUGUUGUCUCGUAGCUGUGCUUCUGGCUGUAGGAAAGAUCCCGCUGCUUGCCACCAAUUGUAACGGCACCUCCAGGCAUAAAAUUGUUAAACCGCCGUUUAGAAGAUCUUCCCCUUCCAGAGCCACAGGCAGCUAUUGUAGACACCAAUCCACCGAACCGGAGAAACAUAUGAAUGCUCCCAAGCACAUGAAUGCUGUAAACAGCUGAAUAGGAAAAACCAUACAAAUAGGUUUACACUCCUAGCAGUCAAACUGGAACAACAUACAAUAAAUCACCCCAAGAACGAGAUAAGGCUCCGUUUUGAGGGUCAAGCAGGAACAGAUUUACUGGGGCUACCUGCCCGGCUUUUAUGCAGGUUUCCCACCUGGUGGACACUCCCCUAGGGGACCAGAUGGGAAACUGGGAAACAUAUUGGACAUUGACCAAUCACAGACAUACACCUUUUAACACUCUCACAAUGCAUCACAAUCCCUCCUCUCUGUCCUGGAGGUAAUUGGGAAGUAAUCCAAUUAUCUCCAAGGACAGAGGCAAAACUCCAUUAACUCCACAUGGCAGACAAAGGACAAUAAAAGACAUAAAAUUACAUACUGUUACAUUUAUCACAUAGAACAUAAACAUUCUACCUAUCCCCAGAUAGCUUAGAUCUGAGCGCACAUUAUUACCGGAUGGCGCUCAGAUAACGUACAUACAGUUCAAUCCCCAUGGAGCCAAAGUCUUUCAUACAGUCUUCCAGUAUACGGCUGGGCUCCAUGGCAUAGCUAUCUGGGGUAGCAUGGCUUUAACAGUCUGCAGAAAGGCACGAAUACGCUUUUCUGCAGGGAAAAUAAAAGGUUUUAACUGCCGGGCCAUAGUCUAAAGGGAGCAGGUGAGCAACCAGGCUCCUCCAGUGGACAGUGGCGAGGCUGGUUUCGCCACAAUACUUAUUAACCCUUAAUAGGGAACACAUGUAGUGUGGUGACAGCUGUCUACCUGCACUGCUACCAUGCAUGAGAAGCAUGACACAAGACUUGUGUAGUCCUGUACCAUAGAGAUGGGAGCUUGUGAUUCAUCUCCUGAAGUUUAGAGCUAACCUUGCCCUGUUGAGACAGAUUGUAGAUUUAAGACCAUUUAAUAUGUGCCCAAAUGCAUUUUUCCCAUUGUGUCAUGAAUUGUAGGGAUGUGUCCUGAAGGUAGGUUUGUAGUAUGUGAUGAAUGCAGAUACAAGAUUUCCCUACCAAGGGAUUGCCCUGAUUUACAGAAGUGCUGAAAAGCUUCUUGUAAUGAGUUGUAAAAAUAUCUCAUUUAGUUGUACUCAAAAGACUCUAGAAUUGUCAAUUCCUCAGAGAAGCCAAUUACUCCAAGUCCUUAAAAAACCAUUAGUGAAGAUGAUCUCCCUGAGGGCAACUUGCUCUCCUCUACUGAGAAAGUAAAGCAUGCGGGGUGUGGAGUCUACGAAGAAUUCAGGGUUGGAUGUCCAGUAAAGAAUAGGGCCUUUUCAUCUCAUUGAAUCGGCUAUAGUGCCUGGAGUUCCCUGUCACUGUUCCUCCUGUAGUGAACCAUUUUCAAGCAGUAUAAGACUAUACAAGGGUCCCUAGUCAUCCACAGCCAGAGACAGAGAUUAUACACUUCCUUCUUUCUAUACCGAUUGAUACCAACAAUGGGCACUGUCAUAGUCUGAAAGUGGUCAGCUGACACACUCGGCUAUUCACAGCCAACUAUUGCUGCUCAGGUUAAUGCUUCCUCAUUAGCCCAAACAGCACACAGUGUAUGAGCUGCUGGGGACAUUCAUUUAGCAUUAAGACAUUAAAAAUGUUUCAAUGCUGAAUGGAAGGACAGUGCCAAGGAAUGAUAGACACUAUAACCACUUCAAUUAGACAAAGCAGUUACAGUGUCCUUUUCAGGUUGCCCAUUUUGGGAAGCCAAAGUAUAGUCUGCAUUGUGCCAUUUGCCAAACCCUUUAAAUCUAUGACCCUAAUAUGUUUUGGUUAUGUGUGUGUGACAUUCUAUGAGUUGUAGGAGUUGUAAGUUGCACUAAGAUUUAAUAAAGGAAGGCCAUUGGUUUUUAAGGACGCAAGGUUGUGAUUGAGAGGUGUGGACAACUAGUUUCCUAUGCGAAGGAGGUUACUAUGAAAUUUAGCAUGGAGAAGUGGGUUACAGAAUUGCUAUCAAAAGCGUUUAGAAUUGAGAGACAAACCUAUUCUACCCUGCCUUGUUAUGUCCGGGUACAACCAGUAGGAGGCAGGGCAACCAUUCCAUUAGGCCUUGGGUAUGGGUUGCCUAAAUGUGAUGCCUAUAAGCAUCUUCCCCGUCUACUAUAGAAUAUAAUUUGUAUAGUUACCUCACUCCUUUUUUAUGUUUCAAUAUUUAGGAUUAUGUUGUUGUUAAGAAGUCCUGUGAUCAUGUCUUGAACAACAGCAGUCCUUGUGUAUCUGAAAGUUCCUGCAGGACCCAGAGCCCCAAAACUCUCUCAUUGGUACAUGAGAGGAACAAUGAGAAGAUGAUCCUGGAACUGACCAAUCAGAUCAUCCAGCUGCUGACUGGAGAGGUGAGGCUGCUGGGAAUGGGACAUUAUAGAGUAAAACCAAGGGAUGUGUCUGGAUGGUGACUGUAUCAUUGUAUGUGUCAGGUUCCUAUAAGGUGUGAGGAUGUCACUGUCUAUUUCUCCAUGGAGGAGUGGGAGUAUUUCGAAGGACACAAGGAUCUCUACAGAGACGUGAUGAUAUCUAAUUACCAGACCCUCAGCUCACUUGGUAAGAAGAGUAUUAAUCACUGUCAUGUAUAUGAAUAAAAUAUGUGAUGCACCCCUACGUGGGGCUUUUUAGCACAAAAUCUAUUUGGUUCAGAGGCUUCUCAAUGAGUCUCUUCCGGGCAAAAAGGAGAGGGCUUGCAAAAAAUUCAGUUCAUAAGAACAUCCGCUUUUGUGAACUCUUUUAAGAUACGCUCCCAUUGAAUACAUGCAUUAAAAAAAUGGGGGUAUAUGAACUAAACUGUGACAUUUGUAAAAAAAAUCAGUCUGGAGUGGUCAUUUUAUUUCUGCACCACAAGUCUGUGGAACAGAGCAGGGUCUCUUUCACCUCCCGCUGCUUUAGUAUCAAUAUAGCCGUGAUUAUAGAAAGCGUUUGCUCUUGUUGGACUCUACACCUGGCCUCUAAAGGAAUUGCUAUUCAGCUUCUAUUACCAAGCUACGAUGAUUGUUUUCCUUUUAUUAUUUUGCAAAUUUAAUGUUUUCUUGAAUAACAUGUGAUUACAGAGCGCAAAAAAUGUAUUUACUGUAAAAUAAUAUAUUACUUGAUUAUAAAUUGCUUGGUCAUUUAUCAGAAUUUCGACCUCACUUUUAAUAUUCUUUUUUUUUCGGAUAAGCUUUUCAAAUAAUUAUUCAUAUUUUUUUUAUAUAUGAUCUAUUUUUUUAAUUUAUUUUAAAACAUAAUUUUAAAAGUUUAUCCAAAAAUAUUAAAUAUUAUUUGCUACAGAGUUUUACACACUGUUACCGCAUGAAUUUGUUUGUUUUAGUUGAAAAAUGAUUACUCGUAUUACUCUUAAUGCAUCUUUCAUUUCCAAUAGAUAAAUCCCUGGUGAUAAAUACAGCCAAAGUGUGUAACAUUCCUUUUUCCAAACAAUAUUAUAUUAAAGAAGAGAGAAUGGACUAUGAGACCAACAUAGCAGUGAGAUUAAAUGAGCCAAGAAGAGAAGAGAGAAAUGUUAAUGGGGAAUCAGGCGUAUGUGAAGAGGGGCAGAAGAGCAAAAAUCCAUCUACUAAUAUUAAGGAGGAAUCAGUAAUUCUUACAGACACAGACAACAAUACUCCCAAGAACAAUACACAGGUAGAAAAUGCAUCUGUUUCUAUUAAGAAGGAACCAAGCUCUUGUCAAGAAAGCAAUAUCCCAGACACUGACAUUUAUAUAUCUAAUAAUACAGGUAUCAGCAAAGAGCCAGAAAACAAUGGGAACACCUCAAUAAUUAAUAGUAGCGAAAAGGUCACAGUUGAUAAUAGUGCUACUUCAGUAUCUCAACAAUCAACACACUGCACGCAUAAAAUAUAUACAUGUUCUGAUUGUCAUAAAUGUUUCACUGGUGACUCUGAUCUUAUUAAACAUCAGGGAAUUCCCAUAGUAAAGCAGUUCAAAUGUUCAGAAUGUGGUAAAUACUUUGCUUCUAAAUACAACCUUGUUGUACAUUCUAGAACUCACACUGGAGUUAAGCCAUUCCCAUGUUCUGAAUGUGGUAAAUGUUAUAGCUAUAAAUCACACCUUAUUACACAUCAGAGGAGCCACACAGGGGAGAAACCAUUCCCGUGUUCUGUAUGUGGGAAAACAUUUAGCCGUAACUCUCAUCGAAUUGCACAUCAGAAUGCCCACACAGGAGUGAAAUCCUUCUCGUGUUCUGAAUGUGAGAAAUGUUUUAAGUAUAAGUCACAUCUUAUUUCACAUCAGAAGAUUCACACAGGAGAAAAACCUUACCUGUGUUCUGACUGUGGGAAAUGUUUUAAUCGUAGAUCAAAUCUUGUAGAACAUCAGAGGAGUCACACUAGAGAGAAACCAUUCUCAUGUUCUAUAUGUGGGAAAUGUUUUAAAUCUAAUUCAUAUUGCAUAAGACACCAAAAUGCUCACACUCAAAAAAGCCUUGUGUUUUGAAUGUUGAAAAAUUUUUAAUGCUAAUUUCAUUUACAUUAAAUAUAUUGUACAGGACAGAAACUAUUUCAUGUUCCAUUUGUAAAAAAUAAUUUUUCUCGGAAAGGACCGUUUACUAAAUAAUAAAAGGAUUCAUUUUGUGUAGAAAAAAUGAAUGGGAAGUGGCAUGGCUGCUAUUUCACAUCGAUGGGUUCUUCCUGAUCAGCUGCAAGCUGAUUUAUUCACAAAAAGUUGUUUUACACACCAAACAGUUUGAAUAAACAGUCUAACAAUCUGGUGGACUGUACUAUCAUGGACCACUGUACUAUUAUUGCACUGAUUUUUACCUCCAUAUGUUUAUCUAGACACCUCUUUAUUAUAAACUUAGUUUGAUGUGGUUAGCAAAGAUGACAUCCAUUCAAGCUUAUAGCUCAGUAGAUGAGGGAUCAGUACAUUGCAACUCCUCAGAGGAACUACACUUGCUGUUAGCUCAAAUGUUUCAAUUAAAAUAGAAAACUGCACAUUAUCACCUACAGAGCUGGCAGCUGAGCCCUCUUACAGUACUAGGGGGUUCUGCGGGGUUGUAAACACAAAAUUGUGUGCCUCACCUAAGAUAUUCGCUGAACUGAAUUUUUUUCUAUUACAUGAAUUGGGUUUCUGUUUUAUCUUUGACUUUCAACUCAUUUUGUAUUGUCAGAAGGACUUGGCUCCAUCGUAUUAGACUUGUUUUGAUUUGAAUAGUUACAUCACUGCCAAAUUAGAUCCCGCUUAUUAUUAUACCAGGUUGCACUGUCUGACUGCAGACUAUUCAUUUAAUUAGUCUCCUUAUAAAAUAGUCUCUGGUGAGUGGAAAUUUAGCCUUGGUAUCCUCAGUGCCUGUGACGAUGCUCAGGGCUGUUUGAAGGCAACAACAUAAUAACAGUGGCUAGACGGAUGAUGUUUGCAUCUUUCAACAAUGUCAUGGAUCUAUACAAUAGGGAAAUUAUUUCCCCCACGAGCCGUAAACUAACUCAAACACAGUGCAGGGGGUACAUCAAAUCCUGCAAUACCUCAAACAAGCUGAUGGAUUUAUAGUGGAUGCCAUAAAUGUCACAAUGGAGUUUGACCUCUGCAAAUGGGCUUUACCACCUUGUAGCCUUAGCAUAAAUGUUCCACUCCCCAGUGCACUGCCAAAUUUGGAGGAACCGCAAAUCUUUCAAAAAGGGAAGUACAGUGGAGGGAGCUCCGCAGCCAAACGGAAAAAUAAGUGACAAUAAAGUGUUCUAGCAUGCCAAAAUGACCGACCAUGCAGUGUACCUUAACCAGGAGCCGACCAGGAAACCCUGACCCUCUUACCUCUUUCCCAGAUCAAUAUCUGGUCGAGGGCUCCGUUGGGGCCUGGAAUGUGGCCCGGGCGGGACGGCCGCUCUCCCGCUCGGCGCACAACAUGGCUCCUGCAAGAGGCAAUCGCUGACCCGCCACCCCCUAUUCCCCCGCCCCCCUCCCACUCGGACCGGAGGGGGUUAUCCCGGUCCCCGCUGGCCAGCCAAGGGAUACACAGAGUGGCAGGGCCUCUAUGCCUGCAUCUACUCGAGACAUAACUUUCCCUGCCAAGAUGGCUGCCGCACUCACACCUCAUGGCGCUGAACCCACAAAGCCUACAGGAGCUUACCCUGACACCGUCCAGCAAUCCCUGAAGAGGCUGGAUGCCUUGUUCGACCGCUUCUGGGCCUUGCUGAAGCAAAGAACAGCUGCACGACCAACCCAGCCCCAGACAGUGAACGGAACGACGAAAAGCAGAGGAGAGUGUAGGCCUAUGCAGAGCCCUGUCAGCACAGAAGCUCAAGCAACUCCUAACAUGGGCUCUGCGGGGCCGAGAGUCAAAACUCCACAAAGACGCACUCACCGAAUAAACAGAAACCGCAGGAAACAUCACUGCCGCACCAAGACUCCGUGUCUCUGUCCUCCCCGAAAAGUCACAGGCACCACUAGCCAGAUCCGUCCCAUGGUGACAGCGGCGUCAACGGGCUAGAAAGAAGCUCUGUACUGCACCCUAUAUACGGCUGUACUAAGAUGCCUCACCCUCUGCACAAAGAGACUCCAGCGGGCACCUCAGCAACACCCCGCACGGCUCCAGGAGGCGAAAAGGCAUAGCACGGGACUAUCAUGGCGAGAGACUCUCCCUCCGAGCCUCUUAGCGGCGUGGGCUCACAGCCACCAAGGGACGCUAAGAUACCUGCUCUCAGGCACAAGAGAGUUCGGUUAAUCCCUGCACGCAGCAACUAACCUGUUUAUAUACCCAGCGGUACACUCAAUCAUUUAAACAUAUAAUCUGUAAUGCGUGAUACCCUUCUACCCAAUAAUCAGUUAUUAGCUUGCAUUUAUUUUAUGUAUUUUAUUUGACUGACGCGUAUCAACCCUAGCCUAGUUUGUUGGCACUAUCUUCUCUAACCGAGGCCACAAACAACCCAGCGACACAAACGCAAGAAAAUGAUAGCAAGUUAAAAAUGUUAUGUAAUUGAUCCCACUUAAGAUUAGCAGAGUCUUUUUAGCUCCACACAUAAUGCAUAAUUGUUUAGUUUUAACCAAUGCUACGUCAGGGGCCUAUCGGCUGCAUGUAUGUUAGCCCAUAUUAUGAACACUAGAUAACGCUAGUUAAUAGACUGUGAGUUAAUAGACCCUUUUUAGCACAGCAGCAAGCCUGAUACAGAGGGCAUGAAUGUUUAUGCUAGAGCAUUGCUUUCACACUUAUGUGUAACCCUGUCUACCAAAUCUGUCAGGAUGCUACAGGCAUGUUUACUCUUAAAUAAUUGGUUAUCGCUUAGACAUACCUACGUAACUAAUAUUACCUUUAAAAAAAAAUUUGCAAGUUUUCAGAGCCACUGUACAACCUAUCUAUGUUUCCAUAUUAUUCUUCGCAGUUGUGGCUCAUAACUAUGUUUUGUACUCACCUGCACAACAAAAAUAAAGAAUAUAAAAAAUAAAAAAAAGAGAAGUACCGUAAUCAGAGGACAAUGCCACAGAAUGGGGGAAACCACCAAUCAAUACAAUGUUUCGGCCAUAGCCUUAAAGGAACACAAUAGUGUUAGUAAUACAAACAUGUAUUCCAAACACUAGGGUGCUGGGGUGGCUGUUUAGGUCCCCGGCACCCUGACAUUGGAGUUAGGUUUUUAACUUUCCUUCUCUCCCUCGUGGCGGCUGUCCUGCCUCCAUGGCUGUGAUCUCAGUUAGUCCAAUGCUUUCUCAAAGGAAACCAUUAGUAGGCUAUUGCGCAUGGCAAAACAACACGCUGCGCCAAUCAGCAUCUUCUCUUUGAAUCAAUGCAUCUCUGCACUAGACUGCCACUAGACGCAUUACAGGCAGCAUGUGAGCACUACCUUUUCUCUGAAAGUUUUUACAUUGAAAAGUUUGCAGGGACAUCCUAUAGACACCAGAACAUUAAGCUGUAGUAGUUCUGGUGACUAUAGUGUUCCUUUAUGUAUAUAAUUACAAUGGUGUAAUGAGAUAGCGAUAUAUAUAUACAUAUAAUUGUGAUUAACAAGAUCACAUGAUAACAGGGUACGCACCUUAAUCAGUCAACAAAGAUACAAAAAGUGAUAUAGUAUAUUAAACAGUACAUAAGUGUAAACCAAAUACAAAGAUAGCGGAGAGAGAUCACAAGUAUAAAAAGAUGAACAUUCAUCACAUGAAAGUUAUUCAUCUGUAUUGUCCUCUAAUGCCACCGUGAUUUAUAUUCAAAUCAGAGGUCAUGUUACAGGAGGGCUGCUGCGCAUGCCAGUAUCCUGUCCAUUCCCAGGGGUCAUGUAGUAGGAGAUGCUGUUUUGUGGAGAGUUACUUUAAGGCUCGGUUACUAGUAUGGCCAUGAAACUACUCAUAAAUACAUUUCUAUUUGACCGAAAAAAAACCAUGAUUCAUAUAGCAAGUAAAUGAACUGAUUUUUGCUAGAAUUAGGAACACAUCAUUGUAAGUUCAUAUAUUUUUCUGGAAACAAAAAUUCACAAAUGAACAUUUGUAGGGCCACGAUAAACACAGUAUUCUACAAAUAUAUCUCCGAACUAAUGUCUGUGUUCUUAUAAGAAGUGUAAUCCUUGUGUAAAUAACUUUUCAUGAAAUAAGCAUAAUAUAAUUGCUGAGCUAAUGCCCUUGUGCUUUGGAGUGUUCUCAUUAACACGUAUAACACUCCCGAAUUAGUUUGCACAAUAUAAAUACCAAUAAUAAUAAGAUACCUAUUCUCGAAUACCAUUAAUAGUAUUAUUUAAUGCUAUAUCAUCUUAUUUGGCAUUGGACAAAUAAAAUCCAUUUUCUGGAGAUCCUAUAACUGGGGGGGUUUUCAUAAAACUAUCGCACACAUAACAUGUUCCUUGCCUCACUUCUCACACGAGCAGCAGUUGAUAGUUUAUUGUAUGUGAUCUUGUCUGAUCUAAGGACCCUUGUCUCUUUCAGUUUGAUAACAUCAUAUCCCAUCCCUCUCGAUUUCAGUUAUCCUUAAUGUUUCACACAGUACCGUACAAAGUUAUUUAACUUCCAAUUGACAGAGAAUUGAGCAGUGAGACGGUAGGGGCCGGAUCUAUACACCAUAACUGCUUCAUAAAGCUAAAGUUGUUUUGGUGCGUAUAUUAUCCUCUAAAUAGAUUCCUGCUGCGAAUUGCGGAAUAUAACGUGGCAGCAUGUACAGAUAAUAUGCUUUUCCUUGGAGAGCAUUUAGAUAUUUCUCUGUCGAAUAUUUUAGCUGAAUUCUGAACGCAAGGAGCACUGAACAAUGUAAAAUGUAACGAUCAUUAUAUCAUCACAUGAGGCUACUGCCUUACAAAUUAUAUUUCUGUUUAUGGGAUGCAGGGAGCACUUUGUUCCUACACUUUGAAUUCUCAUAUGAGCAGUCUCAGCCAACCAAUCCAAGUGCUAUAACUAAUAUUGCAUUCUGUGGGAACAUUUGCAACUGAUGGGAAAUUAGCCCCCCCGACAAAUAUUAUAAAUAGUGCCCCCACAAGCCACCAGUGGGUGAGGGCUGGGGGUUACACCAGGUCGACCCUCUUAUAUUUUAAUAGCCCCGCCCCCCACCCACUGAACACUGGUGGGAUUAGGAUGUACCCUCUUUUUACUUAUUAAAUAUACCCCACCUGCUGCCAAUGGGUGGGGGCAGGGCAGUGGUCAAUGAAUUGUCAACUCCCCAUUAUUUAUUUUAAAGUCCUCGACCCGAUGGCCAGUCUCUGCAUCCUCCACCUAACUGCAGCUCUCUUCAUGCAGAAGCAUUAGCACAAGUAACAAGGGCUAGCAGUUAAUGGUGGAGUACUAAAGCUGGCUUCAGCAUUUGGCUGAGCAGAAGAGGAAAGCGGCAGAUUAGCUGCUGCGAACACAUCUUAAGUGUUAACCUAUUUUCACUGUUUAAAACAUAUCCUACCCCACAACACCUGCAUCCCACAAAGUGGAAUAAGAAGAGAUGGACUAGUGAUGUGAAUCCUGUCACUGGUUCUUUCCAAAGGGGGUUACAGCCACCCACCUUGAUUAAUAGGCAGGAGUACCUGGUCUGCAUGCACACCAGGCUGCAGGGUAUCUAAAGAUGUGCUCGCGCUAUGUUUACUGGAGACAGUUAAUGGUGUCCCAUGGGCAGGAUCCUAAAAUAGGGACUGUGCUGACAUAAUUGGGACCGUUGGCUGGUCUGACAUUGUGCACAAAGCAUCAUCCCAGAGUACACGUAACCAUUUAUUGUCCCCUGCGCAGUGGAACGCUGGAGCUACUCUGUAAAUCAAAUAAUAUCAUGGGGCUCAAUGUAUAUUUUUUGAUACACUUUUCAAAUUAUUACAUUUUUCUUUUUGGUAAACGUUUAAAAAGAUCUCAAAAGAAUAUACAGUAUAAUAUUUAUAAAACUAUAUCAAAAUAUUUCAAGAUUAAAAUAUUUUUUAUUCUAUUAAAUAAUUUUACCGGUUUAUGUUAUAAAAGGUAAUUCAUUUGGAAAUCUUUAAUAAUAAUAAUAAUAAUAAUAAUAAUAAUAUUAAACCAAGGCCUUGGUUAGCUGCUGAAGCCGUGUCUUUUUUACAGAUUGACAGAUUAGCAAUUCCAGUGAAAUGUAAUUUGUUAUAUUUAAGCAAUACUGUAUUUGCAAUAUUUAUUUUUAAUCUGAUUUAAUGGAAAUAAACCUCCUUAGAUCUGAAUAACAGACUGAGAAAACAGCUAAAGCUCACUUUCCAUAGCUGGUAACCAUAACAACAGAGCUCUAAACACACGAGACAGCACAGCUUUAUAGCUGUGUUUCCAAUAAAAGUGACUUUCGGUCUCCAAAAACAUGGCUGCCGCAGCCAGGCUCUACUGUGAUGAGUUUUAUGGCUGUGGAGCUCUGUGAAUAUUUUAGUGAUCCAGUAAUGAAUAUCGUGCAUUAGUACUGAAAUGCAUGUUAUAUUUGUGGAGCUCUGUUAUUAAGUAAUAUUUACUGUGAUGAGUCUAUGUCUAUGGAGCUCUGUGAUUCAGCAACCAGCCCUGUGCAUUACUGCAAUAAGUUUUAUGUCUAUGGAGCUCUGUGAUCCAGUAAUGAAUCCAGUGCAUUACUGAAAGGCAUGUUAUGAUUGUGGAGCUCUGUGAUUCAGUAAUAUGUUUGGUGAAUUCUCUGUUUGUGUCUAUGGAGCUCUGUGAUUUAGUAAUGUGUAUAAUUUCUCCAAUGAGUUUGUGUCUAUGGAGCUCUGUGAUAAGUAGUUUGUGUCUAUGGAGCUCUGUGAUUACUCCAAUGAGUUUGUGUCUAUGGAGCUCUGUGAUAAGUAGUUUGUGUCUAUGGAGCUCUGUGAUUUACUAUUUGUGGGUCUGUGUGAUUGUCCUCUGGGAUGUUGUAAAUGUAUUACAGAUUAUUGGGGAGUUUUAUGGCGGUGGAGCUCUGUGAUUAAAGCCCACAAUAGAUGUAUAAUUACUGAAGGGAUGUUAUAUUGUUACAUUUUUACAUAUAGUGCCAUGUCAUUCACGAAAAAACAAAACCCCACAACGUCUGAGCACUAAACACAGGUGACAUUAAAGCUUUUAGUGUGCUGUAAACUUUGUCUCCAGAAUCAUGGCUGCCAUUAUGGAUCAUUUGUGCGUUAGUCCAGCUCUCGCGUUUAUAGCUCUUCAAAACUCGAGAUAGAGACUUGAAACGCAUACUCCGGAAGUUCGGUGAAACGCAUUUCCGGUUACCAGUUUCCGGUUGUUUUGGAGCUCCGUUAUAAAGAAGGAGAGCCUGCAGCAGGUUGGUCAGUGCUGGUUUAUACUCUCACUAUGUCUCCAGGUCAGGCAGGUUACAGGAUAGUCUCCAUGGCAACAGCCAUUCUAUAUCCCAGCAUAGUGCAUGCCUAUAGCUAUAAAUUAUAUACACAGUGAGAUAUUACAACUUUAAUACCAUUUAUAACACUGAGUCCAGGGGUUUAUUCACUGAACUGGGAGUAGCUGAGAUCUCACAGGGCAAUUCUACAUCCAGACCAAUUAACUGGGCUAAAUGGUCAUUGUAAGCCCCCAAACCACAUGACCAUAGAUACUUAUCACAGGGAAAUAUGAUAUAUACUUUAUAUAUAUAUAUAGGGCUGGGAGAUAAGACAGCAAAUGAAAUUAGCAUAAAAUGCAAUAAUUAUAAUGUUACAUGUUUGAGCCAUUAUUAACACACAAAGUUAUUGAUAUCUCAAGCAAUAAUCUGUUUCGUUAAGUGAGUUAUUAUUUGUCUAAGAUUUGGUAGAGUUGAAUGAAGCGGGUAACUUGCCUUCCAUUUAUUUCGUUGGUAUUGAUGCUUUUACACAAUGGCCAUAAUAUGUCAAAUCUAUGGCUGGCGCUAACGCAUGGCACCUUCACUUAUUACCUGUAAUCUGGGCCAAUAACAAAGGUGAUUGGUGCAUAAUCCUUCACUGUCCCUCAUGAUCAAACCAUCACAUCUAUUAUUCUGACUCAUGAUGCCAGCAUCUAAUCUUAACCGAUAACAUUUGUCUCGCUGACGGCAGGGUGCAGAUUGCAGAAAUUAUGCACAGUCCUGCAAAGCUAUCCCCCUAGCUGCCAACAAAAAAAAGGCCACAUACGUAGAUUUUAAUUUUUUCACCAUUUUAGGUUGGUGUUACUGUGAAUGAAAACCAUACUAUGGCACAUUACCUGCUGUGACCAUUCUGAGCAUAAUCCUCCCAGGAGGACCAGAACUGUAAUUUGGAGAAUUUGACAGACUUAAUAAUGAACAAGUACAGAAAUCAAGUAACUGAGAGGAUCAUAAAUCUCACCCUGGAGAUAAUCUACCUGCUGACUGGAGAGGUGAGCAAUUCUGGCAAUAUAACAUUGAUGUCAUCCCUUUCUCAGUCCUGGAAACAGGAUAUUCAGAACAUGAACAUAUGACGUUUGUGAGAUUGUGUGUUUAUUAAAGGGUAAGCACCCUGACCACUUUGCUGAUUUGAAGUGGUCAUGGUGCUUGAAGUCUGUAUGUGCAUUUCACUGAGAAAAGCUGCACAUAUAGAGUCAAAGCCCUUUGUUUCCUGAGUUGUAACUGCGCCUCCAGUGGUGUCAUUAGCCAGCCAGGAACAAGAGUCAGUUCAGUUCUGUGCAUAACAUGCUAGUGAUUGAUGACCAAUAAUAGCACAGCUCCCUCCGUGCCACCCUUGGUUAGUUUAUCCUUUAGAAACUGUGUUUUUUUUUUUGGUUGGUUGGAGUAAACCUUUAAUAUAUUGUAUUAGUCAAAAGCUGAGUGCAAGCAAGGUAUUGUAUAUAAAGAGAUAAAGCUGGUGAUUUAUCAACAAAGACUUAUCAGAGAUUUAACAAGGGAGGGGGGGGGAACACUGUUUAAUGUCCCACAAUCACAUCUCGAGCUCCCCCAUAAUCAUGAAACAUUACAUGUGUAAGAGAAUGCCUUUUGAUUAAAAAAUAUAUAUAUUAGCAUAAAAUUAAUUUCAAGUGAGGGGUGCAUAGUGAGCAUAUAAACAUAUUAUAAUGCAGCAAUAUUGUGUAUAUAUUGCUUUGCAGACAAACGUAACAAUUACAAUUAUGUAAAUUUACACACAAACAAAAAGCUUUAGACAGUAUAUAGUGUGUUUCUGAAAUAGUAAAAUACCUUGCUUAUAGAUAUUCACAAGGGCCAUGAAGGCUUUAUUAGCAGUACAGCUUACUAAAAAUGAAUGUAAAAACAAUAUCUGCAUUUGAGAAAACAGAAACAGUAAAUACAAUUCAAGGGACACUAUUGUCACCAGAACAACUCCAGCUUAAUGUGUUUUUUUCUGAUAAGUAUCGUUACCUUCAGGCAUUUUCAUGCAAACACUGCCUUUUCAUAGAAAAUGCAGUGUUUAUAUUGCCCCAUAGGGAUACCUGCUGUGGCCAUUCCUCAGAUGGCCAAUUGAGGUGCUUCCUGGGGCAGUACUGCACAGUGUGUAGCACUGCCCUUCAGGACGUUGAACUGAUUCAAUGCAUCUCUAUGAGGAAAUGCUGAUUGCCCAAACCAGAGUUUGGCCCUGCUCCCAUCCCUCAUCCUUGCCGAUUUUUAGCCAAUUCAAAUUAGCUAGUGAAUGUUUAUGGCGGUAGGAGAUACAGGGAGAACUAAAAUGCAGGGAGUGAGGGAGAGCCGUGCAUAGUAAACUGAUUGAUUUAGCUAGUAUAUGGAGUAGCUGGAAACUAGAUAUUGAUAAAGAUUCCAAGGAAAUAAAGGAGGAGAUACAAAACAGAUGUACAAGACAUGCUUGAGAUUGGUAUCUGCACUUUCCGAUAUAUUAUCUGGUUUCCUUCGAUAUUCACAAUAAAUUACUUAAUGUUAUGGGUUGUAAUACUGACUGAAGGUGUGUUUUGCCUUUUAAUGUUUUAUUAUUUAGCAUUAUAUGGUUGCUAAGAAGCAUGAUGAGCAUGUCAAACAAAGCUGGAGUUCCAAUGUGACAGAUGGAUCUUGCAGGAACAAGAGUCCCAGCAUGGUAUCUCCUCCUCACUCCCUAAUCCAUGAGAGGAGCAAUGACAAAAAGAUCCUGGAACUGACCAAUAAGAUAAUUGAGCUGCUGACUGGAGAGGUGAGGCACUGGGAAUGUGACAUUAUACAGUAAAACCAAUGGAUGUGUCUGGAUAGUGACUGUGUCAUUGUGUGUGCCAGGUUCCUAUAAGGUGUGAGGAUGUUACUGUUCAGUUCUCCGUGAAGGAGUGGGAGCACUUCGAAGGAGGCGAGAUUCUCUGCAAAAAAGGGGAGAUGGAGACUCACCAGACCUUUGGCUCACUUGGUAAGUAGAGCUUUAAAGGGACCCCAACACAAUGCUGCUCAGCUACGUUACUAGAGGAAAAUAAGGGUGGAAGGGAAAAUAUGCUGGUGAGAAGGACUUAAAGACACCUGCAGGAGAUAUGGGAGGAGUAAAGGUGGCUAACUAUGGGGAGACUGGCACAAAGUGUGGGAGGAGGUGUAGAUGGAUAUAAGGGAAAAAUCAUUGGGUGGAUAUUGAGAUAAAGACACAAACAGGGGAAGGGUGUUGAUAUUUGGUGAAGUACAUUUUGGAGAAGGAACACCCCAUACAAUUCCUUGGGGGGGCAUUGUGUUGCAGAAAGGGGCAGUGUAAUGCUGUGGGAUGUCCAGGGAAAUGAUUUAGCUAGUUUCCCCAAGAUUUCUAAUGGCAAUACUGUUCUAUGCAUAAGACUGGUAUCAAAAAAGAGUCUGUGUAAAACUCUUCUGUUCACUCCUUGGAAGUAAUCCUAUAACAAUCACAGGACAAUAAACCUAGCUGGGCAAGCCACAUAAGUAAAGGAAAUUAAGAUGUCUAGAAAUUAUUGAAACAAAAGAUAGAUAGAAGGGUGAUGGAGGUGGUAAUAGGUCUCAACUUUAAUGUAGGCAAGCCACUGUAUGGAGGUCACUCUAAACCUCUAUAAAAAACUAAACACAAUGUCUGGAUACUAGUACAGACUACAGGGCGCCACAAGCACUAAAGCAUAUAUUAUAACAAUGUGGUAUGGAAUAAUCCCAAAUGAAGAGUGAUCCGUGGAAAAAAGUCCACUUUAUUGAAACAGUACUAUCCAAAAGUGCAACAUGCACAAUAUGGAUAAAAUAACAACAUAAAAUGACAAUAUCAAUAUACCAAGAACCCCUAAUGGAUAGCAGCUAUAAUCAUACAAGGAAAAAUAGUAAAGUGCCAAGUGCUGGAAUGCAAAAGUGUAGAUACCAAUAAUUAAAAGACAGCAUAAAGUGCACAAAUACUAUAUGAUGGAAUACUUGUAGAAAAAAGAGACUGCUAUACCAAAAACUGCAGGGAUCUUGGAGAUGCUCAACGCGUUUCGUCGAUGUCGACUUCCUCAGGAGCUUGCUAGAUUGUUGUUGGUCCUCGUCUUCUUUUAAAUCCGCCGGUCUUGCCGCCAUUAAUUGAUCGCGCAUGCGCAAACCGUACCGUACGCACCAUCAUACGUGAUGACGUGCGACUGGUCGGAGGGCGCAUGCGCUAACCAAGCUGGAACGCAAAUAAACUUUAUGUGUAAUAUAUGCAGCCACAAAAUGAGCAAAACUCCACUUGGAGUGCUCAUAAUCAGUGCGGUCUGAAUUUACAGACCUGCCUAUAUCCAAUCUGGGUUAUAUUACAUAUGUAGCAACCAAAUAAAGAUGCAAAUUGGGCCAUAUACGAAAAAAGGGUCAAUAGGACCAACAUUCAAUAAAAAUCGCUUUAAAUGCAGCUAUAACGCUGUGUAAAAAAUAUAUACAAUAUAAAAUAAAAUGUUAAUAUAUGUAUAUAUAUAUAGACAGAAAAAUAAGGAGAAAAUUACGAAAAAAUUACGAAAAAAGUUUAAUAGCCUAUUUGCAUCACAACAUUUAAAAUUUUGGAUACAUAUAUUUUGCUAGGGCUAACAAGGAAAACUAUCCUUUCAAUGUCAUAAUAAAUCCUGUAGACAUUAGUGGAGGAUGUCAGGUAAACAAAAAUCCAAUUCAUCAGAAUGAAUACGAAGGAUGAAAGGUAAAAAGUAAAUAAUAAAAAAUAUAAAUAUGAAAAAUAUAUAAUAAUAAAUAAAAUAUACAAGCGAAUCACAAUAAAUUUGAUCAUAAAAUGUACUGAAGAAUAUAUAUAUAUAUAAUAAAUCACAAGAUAAAAACUCCUUAUUUUUCUGUCUAUAUAUAUAUACAUAUAUUAACAUUUUAUUUUAUAUUGUAUAUAUUUUUUACACAGCGUUAUAGCUGCAUUUAAAGCGAUUUUUAUUGAAUGUUGGUCCUAUUGACCCUUUUUUCGUAUAUGGCCCAAUUUGCAUCUUUAUUUGGUUGCUACAUAUGUAAUAUAACCCAGAUUGGAUAUAGGCAGGUCUGUAAAUUCAGACCGCACUGAUUAUGAGCACUCCAAGUGGAGUUUUGCUCAUUUUGUGGCUGCAUAUAUUACACAUAAAGUUUAUUUGCGUUCCAGCUUGGUUAGCGCAUGCGCCCUCCGACCAGUCGCACGUCAUCACGUAUGAUGGUGCGUACGGUACGGUUUGCGCAUGCGCGAUCAAUUAAUGGCGGCCAGACCGGCGGAUUUAAAAGAAGACGAGGACCAACAACAAUCUAGCAAGCUCCUGAGGAAGUCGACAUCGACGAAACGCGUUGAGCAUCUCCAAGAUCCCUGCAGUUUUUGGUAUAGCAGUCUCUUUUUUCUACAAGUAUUCCAUCAUAUAGUAUUUGUGCACUUUAUGCUGUUUUUUAAUUAUUGGUAUCUACACUUUUACAUUCCAGCACUUGGCACUUUACUAUUUUUCCUUGUAUGAUUAUAGCUGCUAUCCAUUAGGGGUUCUUGGUAUAUUUAUUUUUAAUAUUGAUAUUGUCAUUUUAUGUUGUUAUUUUAUCCAUAUUGUGCAUGUUGCACUUUUGGAUAGUACUGUUUCAAUAAAGUGGACUUUUUUCCACGGAUCACUCUUCAUUUGGGAUUAUUCCAUACCACAUUGUUAUAAUAUAUGCUUUAGUGCUUGUGGCGCCCUGUAGUCUGUACUAGUAUCCAGACAUUGUGUCUAGAAAUUAUUGGUCUGUAUCUUGGACUCAAGGAAUUUUGACCAUCAAGGCAUAAACAAGGCAGUCCAACCUAUCUCGAAGGUCAGGGCAGCAUGGUCGCACCUGUGCGAGACUGCCCCAUUGAUGUCACACUUGGCGUAACGUGUCCAUCAAUUUUGGAAUAUCCAAGAAAUGUCAGGAAGGUCCCAUGGCCUUAUCUGUUAGUAGUCAAGUAAUCUUCAUGUGGACUCCUGGAAGGAUACAUAUCUGGAUUGUCCAACUCUGUGCUAUACAACAUAUAGCGUCAUUAGUGCCAAUUCAAUACCAACACUGAUUGUCCUGGCCUCACUAAAGAAAAACAGAUUCCAUCUUCACAAAAUGUGUGGCCAUGCUAUAUGUUGUUGUAGUACAGUUCUCUGUAGAGAACAUCAUAAAAGAGCCUAUAAAAGUUACCUGUGACCUGUGUUGUCAGGUCAGUGUAUUGCUUCCCUUGGGAAAGGGACUGUGAGUGCUUGUAGUUGUAAUAACCAGAAACACAACCAUGUAUUCCUGACCAUAUAGUGAAAAACCCACCAUUAAGGCACUGGCCCCACCCCUUGGUGACAUCAUCAGAAUUGCUGAUUUUAGCCAAUCCAAUGCUUUCCCAUGGGAAAAGCAUUGGAUUGGCUAAAAUCGACAAGCAGUUUCCCCUACUAUUGUUAUUUGUUUGACAACCAGAGGAAGUCUUCCCUUAUUGUUAAGGAAAGUUGUGUGUUUUUGUCACUGUUGUGGUUAUUGUUCUUUAAGUGCUCCUUUGAUUAAUUGAUUGCUCUGUACACUGUUUCUGAUAAGAUAUGAUGCUGUAUAUGACCCUAUAUGUUAUGAUCAAUAAUAAAAGUAAAAAGAUUAGAAAAGGAAGCCCAAUCCUGGCGCUCUUACAACUGUAAGCCAAGCACCUUUCUAGCAAACUACUGCUUCAGCCAAUGUCAGUUCAAUUGUUACUUUUGGAUAGGUACCCAUAUAGUACACAAAAACCACUUAUGGUGAGUGAUUCUCUGUGAACAUUUUUUAUGUAUUGAGACUUAUACAAUUGUGAAGACAUAUAGAAGUUAUAGGAAGAUAUUUUCUUCUAUGUAAUUAUCUUUCUAUGCAUGUUCCCCUACAGAAAUAAUUUUUUUUACAAAUAGUGAUUUUUUUUUUUGCAACCAUUUCAUAGUUGUUUAGGAGCUAUAUUUCCAAGCAGUUUUAACUUUUACCCAUUUCAUGGCAUUCUUUGGUUUAUUAACGUAUAUUUAAAGGUCAGCUCUGCUCAUGUUUUGUCAUUCAUUUCCAAUAGAUGAAACCGAGACUCAGAAUACACAAGAAGCCUGUGCAAGUCCCUUUUCAUCACAAGAGCAUGUAAUAGAAGAUAAAAUGGACAUUGAAAUAAAUCCAGAUAUGACAUGUAUGAGAAUAAGUAAGCCAAAAAGAAAACAAAGACAUACAAAGGAGGAAAUUGUCUCAAAUGAAGAAAAAAAUAUCACAGACCCUGAUACACUCACAGCACGUACAAAAUGUACAUCUACUGAUGUUAAGGAGGAAGUAGACUCGUGUAAUAAAGGAAAUCCCUCAGAAAUGUAUGUAUCUACAGAGCUUACACAGACACAAUAUACAUCUACUCAGAUUAAGGAGGAAAUAUCGGGUGGAGGAAAUCUUACUGAAACCCUUGCAGAGUCUACACCAACAGAUAAUUCAUCUACUGAUAUUAAAGAGGAAUUAGCCUCCGGUAAUAAAGAACAACCCAUAGAAAUGGAUAUUUAUAAACCCACAGAACAGGUGGACACAGAAUAUACAUCCGGUCAUAUUAAGAAGGAACCAAUCUUGUGUGAAGAAAAUGCUAGAGAAACUGACAUUUAUAAACCCACAGAAGAUACACUGAUAGAUUAUAUAUCCACUGGCAUUAAAGAGGAAGCACCCUCAAGUGAAGAAGUAAAUCUUACAGACAUUUAUUCACCCCCAGAGAAUACAAAGACAGAUGAUAUAUCUUCUCAUAAAAAUAAGAAAUCAGUUUUUCGUGGAAGAAAAAAUAUUACAUACACCAAUAUUUGUUCAACCCCAAAACAUACACAGAGAGAAUACACAUCAACUUAUAUAGAUGAUGAAUUGUCUUUAUGUAAAGAGGGAAAUCUUACAGAUGUAAUUUUUAGACUACCAGAUUAUUUUCAGACAGAAUACUCCUGUACACCUUUAAAGAAGCACCAAAAAUGUCAUCGUCAGGUGCCAGAAAGAGAUAAAAUCUUCCCAAUAAUCAAUAGUACUGCGUGGGGUGGAAAUGAUAGUAGCUCUAGUUCUACCUCUCAGCAUGGAAGACGCACCACAGAACGUGUAUAUAACUGUACUGAAUGUCAGAAAAGUUUUACUAGUAACACAGAUCUUGUUAAACACAAGGCAGUACACAAAGGAAAGAAGCUGACUUGUUCAGAAUGUGGGAAAAUCUUUUCUUCUAAAUAUAAUCUUCUUGUACAUUAUAGGACUCACACAGGAGAAAAACAGUUCUCUUGCUCCGAAUGUAAUAAAUGUUUUUCUGUAAAAUCAAAUCUUAUUUCUCACCAGAGAAUCCACAGAGGAGAAAAGCCGUUCUCGUGUUCUGAAUGUGGAAGAUGUUUUUCUGCUAAAUCAAGCCUUAUAUCACAUCAGAAAAUCCACACGGGAGAGAGACCAUUCAUAUGUUCUGUAUGUGGGAAAUGUUUUAGCCGCAGAUCACAUCUUACUUCACAUCAGAAUAUACACACACGAGAAAAGAAUUUCCCAUGUUCUACAUGCGGCAGCUGUUUUACGGCUAAAUCAAGCCUAAUUAAGCAUCAGAGAAUUCACACCGGAGAGAAACCAUUCACAUGCUCUGUGUGCGGAAAAGGUUUCACUCAAAGCUCAAACCUUGCUUCACAUCAAAGGAUUCAUUUUGUAGAGAAGACAUCCUGUACACAGGAAGAUCUUUUUAGUGUUAGUUCAGGUAUUGCUGGACAUGACGUGGACCAUAUCGAUAAACAGAUUGCUUUUUACUAA
Pelobates cultripes (western spadefoot toad) is the source of this 73826-nucleotide messenger RNA. Lineage: Eukaryota; Metazoa; Chordata; Amphibia; Anura; Pelobatidae. The record is from the annotation of a GenBank genome assembly.